AUGUCUUGGAAGAGGAACUACUUUGCGUCCGGAAGCGGUGGGCUGCAGGGGAUCUUUACCCCACGCACCAUGACAUCCAUCGCCCCCAGUAAAGGACUCAGCAAUGAGCCGGGCCAAAACAGCUGCUUCCUCAACAGCGCAUUGCAGGUAGGGAUACAAACACACACACACGCCUGCUUGCACGCGCACACAGCACAUUUUUUAUCUGAAUUUUAAAUUCAAGACUUUCUUAGAAAUUACAGUUAAGUCGGAAGUUUACAUACACUUAGUUUGGAGUCAUUAAAACUUGUUUUUCAACCACUCCACAAAUUUCUUGUUAACAAACUAUAGUUUUGGCAAGUCGGUUAGGACAUGCAUGACACAAGUAAUUUUUCCAACAAUUGUUUACAGACAGAUUAUUUCACUUAUAAUUCACUGUAUCACAAUUCCAGUGGGUCAGAAGUUUACAUACACUAAGUUGACUGUGCCUUUAAACAGCUUGGAAAAUUCCAGGAAAUGAUGUCAUGGCUUUAGAAGCUUCUGAUAGGCUAAUUGACAUCAUUUGAGUCAAUUGGAGGUGUACCUGUGGAUGUAUUUCAAGGCCUACCUUCAAACUCAGUGCCUCUUUGCUUGACAUCAUGGGAAAAUCAAAAGAAAUCAGCCAAGACCUCAGAAAAAAAAUUGUAGACCUCCACAAGUCUGGUUCAUCCUUGGGAGCAAUUUCCAAAUGCCUGAAGGUACCACGUUCAUCUGUACAAACAAUAGUACGCAAGUAUAAACCCCAUGGGACCACGCAGCCGUCAUACUGCUCAGGAAGGAGACAUGUUCUGUCUCCUAGAGAUGAACGUACUUUGGUGCGAAAAGUGCAAAUCAAUCCCAGAACAACAGGAAAGGACCUUGUGAAGAUGCUGGAGGAAACAGGUACAAAAGUAUCUAUAUCCACAGUAGAACGAGUCCCACAUCGACAUAACCUGAAAGGCCGCUCAGCAAGGAAGAAGCCACUGCUCCAAAACCACCAUAAAAAAGCCUGACUAUGGUUUACAACUGCACAUGGGGACAAAGAUCGUACCUUUUGGAGAAAUGUCCUCUGGUCUGAUGAAACAAAAAUAGAACUGUUUGGCCAUAAUGACCAUCGUUAUGUUUGGAGGAAAAAGGGGGAAGCUUGCAAGCCGAAGAACACCAUCCCAAUCGUGAAGCACUGGGGUGGCAGCAUCAUGCUGUGGGGGUGCUUUGCUGCAGGAGGGACUGGUCCACUUCACAAAAUAGAUGGCAUCAUGAGGAAGGAAAAUUAUGUGGAUAUAUUGUAGCAACAUCUCAAGACAUCAGUCAGGAAGUUAAAGCUUGGUCGCAAAUGGGUCUUCCAAAUGGACAAUGACCCCAAGCAUACUUCCAAAGUUGUGGCAAAAUGGCGUAAGGACAACAAAGCCAAGGUAUUGGAAAGCCCUGACCUCAAUCCUAUAGAACAUCUGUGGGCAGAACUGAAAAGGCAUGUGCGAGCAAGGAGGCCUACAAACCUGACUCAGUUACACCAGCUCUGUCAGGAGGAAUGGGCCAAAAUUCACCCAACUUAUUGUGGGAAGCUUGUGGAAGUCUACCCGAAAAUGUUGACCCAAGUUAAACAAUGUAAAUGCAAUGCUACCAAAUACUAAUUGAGUGUAUGUAAACUUCUGACCCACUGGGAAUGUGAUGAAUGAAAUAAAAGCUGAAAUUAAUAAUUCUCUCUACUAUUAUAAAUUCUCUCUACUAUUAUAAAUAAAGUGGUGAUCCUAACUGACCGAAGACAGGGAAUUUGUACUAGGAUUAAAUGUCAGGAAUUGUGAAAAACUGAAUUUAAAUGUAUUUGGCUAAGGUGUAUGUAAACUUCCGACUUCAACUGUAUAUGUGACCCACCAAAAUAAUGUUAAACUAACACUUCUCAAAGUGUUCACAAACUAACACCCCUAGAGUGUUGGUACCUAACACCAUGGGUGUUGCAAAUUCCGACUUUAGUGUUAGGGAAUAACUCAUGUAGUGUUACAGUAUUUUUUUUGGUGGGGGAGGUUCUUUUAACGUUGUAGGUUGUAAAGCCUUAUUUGCAUAUUUCCCAGCAUGCCUUUCAAUUGAACAUGAGCGAUACCCACCCAUGACUGUGUUUGUUAUUGACAGAGACAUAGUUGUUGUAUUCAAUAACUUUUAUUCCUGAAGCCUUCACCAAGUGAGUGACUGCCUAAGUGAAUGUGUUUGAGUUAAAAGUCAACCCUUUAUAUAUUAUGCAUUUCAUAAGGCCUUUAGUUAUUGCCUUGUUAUCCUCAACAUUUUGCUCUUAAAAUCUUGGUUUAUGUGCCACAUCAGACCUGCAAGUCACAAUAAACUGGUUUGUGAAGUGAUUAUUAAUUCCUUAUGGAAUCCAGCCAGAGGGAGGACAUCCAACAAUUUGAAUAUUUUAUCACCCACAACCUGCAUUCAGAAUGACUGCUAUUGUUAAGGACACAACAAACAAGACUACCUAAACCAUCUAAACUGGAACAACCAUCUCAGUAACGGGUGCAAUAAAUCCAACCCCUUACAGAUUGGAUUAGUUUAGAAAAGUUAUUUAUCUUUGUAUAGUAUAAGAUCAAUUAAUCAGUCAAUAUGCAUGCAGAAAUAUAGAUAUUAAAACAAAUUAUUCAAAAAAUCUACCUGCAACAAAGCAUUCUGGGAAAAAUUAUAGAGGCCCCUCCCACGUCUUUUUCACUCAGAGAGUUAACGGAAAUGAACUCAACACAGUCGAGUAACAACAACACCACACAGUGUUGACUCCACUGUGAUUCAAAUAACACUUAAUUUAUUCACUAUAUGUGGGGGCAAUUUCAAUCCCACUGGUGUUAACCCCACCAGAAUCAACACUUGGGCUGACCCCAUUUAUUUGUUUGUCGAUAGGCUGUUGGUCGACCGAGAUUUCUUUAGUCGAGCAGUAGCAAAAAAAAAAAAAGUAAUGUCUGAGUGGACUAAUCCAUUGUGGAGGCUGUGGGGAUGGCACAGUCCAUCACUCUAAGACAUGUGCUACUGAAAUUGAAUAUGGAUAAGGACAAUGGUGAUAAUAAUAUUAUUUUAUAAGAAAUGCGCUUUCUCACGCGUUUGAUAGCGGUCGCUGUCCGCGGUUCAGAAACAUCAGUGUGCUGUUGAAUUGGCGCCUUUCCCUAGACCAUGUUGCUGUGUGCAUAAUAGCAAUAUUAACCAGCAUAUUGGUGUUGAGAACAAUGCGGCGGAAGCAGCAGCGGGGUUAGGAGACGAGAAAACAGCCCAUGCCUUAAUUGUCUAAGAAAAGGAGAGAGGAAACCCCAACUUAGUAGCCUAACUGUUAAAUGUGCCUGGCUUUAUUUAUCAUCCAUAUAUAUCUACAGAAACAAGACAGAUCCUGCUUCUGUUGCCUGUUUGUUUAAUAGCCUACUGAUUCCGUGAGCACCAAGCCUCAUGCAACCACAACAUGUCGGAUAAACAAUAUCGCAAAUUCGGCUAUUUUUUAUCUUUGCUAUGCUGUAAUGAAGGCUUUACACUUUUUUUGUUAGAACAGCCUUUCUGGUAUUAUUUAGCUCAGUUGGUAGAGCAUGGCGCUUGCAACGCCAGGGUUGUGGGUUUGAUUCCCACGGGGGGCCAGUAUGAAAAAAUUAAUAAAAUAAAAAUGUAUGCACUCACUAACUGUAAGUCGCUCUGGAUAAGAGCGUCUGCUAAAUGACAAAAAUGUAAAAUGUAAAUGUUGUUUACACCGUUCCAAAUUGUCAGAAAAAUAAUAUUUAUAAUAAUAACCCUCCUUUUUCUUGAUCUCCUUCUUAUUGUUAUUAUUACUACUAUUAUUAUGUUCAUCAUUAUACUAAUAAGAAAUGUCAUUAUCAUUACUAGGUUUAGUAUAGCAGCCUUUUAUAACCACCAUCGAGCUGUAGGCCUAAAUGUGCAUCCUUUUUAGUCUUAAUACCGUAACUUAUAAGCCUAUAUUUCAAUAUUUAUAUAGGCUACUGUAUCAAUCAAUCAUUACUUUAUUAAUGUCAUCACAAAGCAUACAGUGAGGGAAAAAAGUAUUUGAUCCCCUGCUAAUUUUGUACGUUUGCCCACUGACAAAGAAAUAAUCAGUCUAUAAUUUUAAUGGUAGGUUUAUUUGAACAGUGAGACAGAAUAACAACAAAAAAAUCCAGAAAAACGCAUGUCAAAAAUGUUAUAAAUUCAUUUACAUUUUAAUGAGGGAAAUAAGUAUUUGACCCCCUCUCAAUCAGAAAGAUUUCUGGCUCCCAGGUGUCUUUUAUACAGGUAACGAGCUGAGAUUAGGAGCACACUCUUAAAGGGAGUGCUCCUAAUCUCAGUUUGUUACCUGUAUAAAAGACACUUGUCCACAGAAGCAAUCAAUCAAUCAGAUUCCAAACUCUCCACCAUGGCCAAGACCAAAGAGCUCUCCAAGGAUGUCAGGGACAAGAUUGUAGACCUACACAAGGCUGGAAUGGGCUACAAGACCAUCGCCAAGCAGCUUGGUGAGAAGGUGACAACAGUUAUUCGCAAAUGGAAGAAACACAAAAGAACUGUCAAUCUCUCUCGGCCUGGGGCUCCAUGCAAGAUCUCACCUCGUGGAGUUGCAAUGAUCAUGAGAACGGUGAGGAAUCAGCCCAGAACUACACGGAAGGAUCUUGUCAAUGAUCUCAAGGCAGCUGGGACAGUAGUCACUAAGAAAACAAUUGGUAACACACUACGCCGUGAAGGACUGAAAUCCUGCAGCGCCCGCAAGGUCCCCCUGCUCAAGAAAGCACAUAUACAGGCCCGUCUGAAGUUUGCCAAUGAACAUCUGAAUGAUUCAGAGGAGAACUGGGUGAAAGUGUUGUGGUCAGAUGAGACCAAAACCGAGCACUUUGGCAUCAACUCAACUUGCCGUGUUUGGAGGAGGAGGAAUGCUGCCUAUGACCCCAAGAACACCAUCCCCACCGUCAAACAUGGAGGUGGAAACAUUAUGCUUUGGGGGUGUUUUUCUGCUAAGGGGACAGGACAACUUCACCACAUCAAAGGGACAAUGGACGGGGCCAUGUACCGUCAAAUCUUGGGUGAGAACCUCCUUCCCUCAGCCUGGGCAUUCAAAAUGGGUCGUGGAUGGGUAUUCCAGCAUGACAAUGAACCAAAACGGCCAAGGCAACAAAGGAGUGGCUCAAGAAGAAGCACAUUAAGGUCCUGGAGUGGCCUAACCACUCUCCAGACCUUAAUCCCAUAGAAAAUCUGUGGAGGGAGCUGAAGGUUCGAGUUGCCAAACGUCAGCCUCGAAACCUUUAUGACUUGGAGAAGAUCUUCAAAGAGGAGUGGGACAAAAUCCCUCCUAAGAUGUGUGCAAACCUGGUGGCCAACUACAAGAAACGUCUGACCUCUGUGAUUGCCAACAAGGGUUUUGCCAACAAGGGUUUUGCCACCAAGUACUAAGUCAUGUUUUGCAGAGGGGUCAAAUACUUAUUUCCCUCAUUAAAAUGCAUAUCAAUUCAUAACAUUUUUGACAUGCGUUUUUCUGGAUUUUUUUGUUGUUAUUCUGUCUCUCACUGUUCAAAUAAACCUACCAUUAAAAUUAUAGACUGAUCAUUUCUUUGUCAGUGGGCAAACGUACAAAAUCAGCAGGGGAUCAAAUACUUUUUUCCCUCACUGUAUGAGUCAUUCCUUAUUUGAAAUGCAAUCAAGCAUUUUAGCUUUAAAAUAAAAUAACAAAGCGAACCUUGAAUAAUUAGUGUAAACAAUAAAUAAACUGUUCCAUUUCGGCAAUUGCAUUCACGAAUGCAUGUGACUGUUUUCAGUCUUUGCUGUAAUAAAGGCUUAAAAAACAACAACAACAACAACAACAUUAAAACAGACUCUCUGGUACGCAUAUAAUGUAUUUAGUGUUAUUUACAUGGUUCCAAAUGGUCAGAAAAAUUAUAUUGUAAUCUAACAGCACCUGUUUGGCACACAUAAUAUGCACGCAGCGCUUGCUCCUUACCUUAUUUUCUUGAUCUCCAGUAUUUUACACAACUACUCAAAUUUAUUCCACACAUCUGACUUCCCCUUUACCUCCUGAGCAACCAUUAAACAUUCCCCCGUAUGGAGUUUAUUUGUCAUGUCCUCUGCAUCCAUUUUGUUGUCACAUGUGACAGUGUUUGGAGAUUGUUAUAUCCAAUUUAUUGACGUGAUUAUGAUAUGCUAUAGGUCCUAUUGGUCACGUGCAUGAGAUGCAUACAUGUGUCACGUAAAGAGAGCAAGGGUUAAGGCAAUAGGGAAUUGUUUUCCUAAACAUAACUUUUCAGUCAGAAAUGGCUGUAAUUAUGUUGCAGCUUCAGCAACCCGGACAGCGUGAUAAACACUGUUGAUGUUCUGUGGUGGUCGCUGCAGCAGGGAGGAGAGAGAGACAAUGGGUGCUAGUCACACAGUCACUAGCGGUUUUUCUUUUUACACAGUCUGAGCCCGGCCCGGCACAAUCAAAUCAAUUGCGGUCGGACUCCCUCUAGUCAUUUGUGUGUCUUAAUGAUUUCCUCAAACAGUGCACUUAAAGCAUCAGACAAGCUCAGUGCAUAUAGUUGAUUUUAUUAAAACACAUAGGAUGUGUCUAUGGAAAAAUACACGUUUAGAAAUUUUGACCAAUCGAUUGGUUGAAAGAACAGACGACUCUCGACAGCCUUAAUCAACACUCAGAUAUAACACAACACUUUUUACCUUAACACCAAGAUUCUAACACUUGUACAUUUGCUGUGUAGGCUACUUUAGGCUAUCUGAUAGGCUUAUCAGGGGCUAUACCAUGGCAAAGCAAACCAUGGCAAAGUUGAAUUACAAUCAUAAACUGAGAUUUUAAUGAAAUGAUACAGUGCCUUGCAAAAGUAUUCAUCCCCCUUGGCGUUUUUCCUAUUUUGUUGCAUUACAACCUGUAAUUUAAAUUUAUAUUUAUUUGGAUUUCAUGUAAUGGACAUACACAAAAUAGUCCAAAUUGGUGAAGUGGAAUGAAAAAAAUAACUUGUUUCAAAGAAUUCAAAAAAAUAAAUAACGGAAAAGUGGUGCGUGCAUAUGUAUUUACCCCCUUUGCUAUGAAGGACCUAAAUAAGAUCUGGUUCAACCAAUUACCUUCAGAAGUCACAUAAUUAGUUAAAUAAAGUCCACCUGUGUGCAAUCUAAGUGUCACAUGAUCUGUCACAUGAUCUCAGUAUAUAUACACCUGUUCUGAAAGGCCCCAGAGUCUGCAACACCACUAAGCAAGGGGCACCACCAAGCAAGCGGCACCAUUAAGACCAAGGAGCUCUCCGGUCAGGGACAAAGUUGUGGAGAAGUACAGAUGAGGGUUGGGUUAUAAAAAAAUAUCAGAAACUUUGAACAUCCCACAGAGCACCAUUAAAUCCAUUACUAAAAAAUUGAAAGAAUAUGGCACCACAACAAACCUGCCAAGAGAGGGCCGUCCACCAAAACUCACAGACCAGGCAAGGAGGGCAUUAAUCAGAGAAGCAACAAAGAGACCAAAGAUAACCCUGAAGGAGCUGCAAAGCUCCACAGCGGAGAUUGGAGAAUCUGUCCAUAGGACCACUUUAAGCCGUACACUCCACAGCGCUGGGCUUUAUGGAAGAGUGGCCAGAAAAAAGCCAUUGCUUAAAGAAAAAAAUAAGCAAACACGUUUGGUGUUCACCAAAAGGCAUGUGGGAGACUCCCCAAACAUAUGGAAGAAGGUACUCAGGUCAGAUGAGACUAAAAUUGAGCUUUUUGGCCAUCAAGGAAAAUGCUACAGUUGAAGUCGGAAGUUUACAUACACCUUAGCCAAAUACAUUUAAACUCAGUUUUUCACAAUUCCUGACAUUAAUCCUAGUAAAAAUUCCCUGUCUUGGGUCAGUUAGGAUCACCACUUUAUUUUAAGAAUGUGAAAUGUCAGAAUAAUAGUAGAGAGAAAUUAUUUAUUUCAGCUUUUAUUUAUUUCAUCACAUUCCCAGUGGGUCAGAAGUUUACAUACACUAAAUUAGUAUUUGGUAGCAUUACCUUGAAAUUGUUUAACUUGGGUCAAACGUUUCGGGUAGCCUUCCACAAGCUUCCUACAAUAAGUUGGGUUAAUUUUGGCCCAUUCCUCCUGACAGAGCUGGUGUAACUGAGUCAGGUUUGUAGGCCUCCUUGCUCACACACGCUUUUUCAGUUCUGCCCACACAUUUUCUAUAGGAUUGAGGUCAGGGCUUUGUGAUGGCCACUCCAAUACCUUGACUUUGUUGUCCUUAAGCCAUUUUGCCACAACUUUGGAAAUAUGCUUGGGGUCAUUGUCCAUUUGGAAGACCCAUUUGCGACCAAGCUUUAACUUCCUGACUGAUGUCUUGAGAUGUUGCUUCAAUAUAUCCACAUAAUUUUCCUUCCUCAUGAUGCCAUCUAUUUUGUGAAGUGCACCAGUUCUUCCUGCAGCAAAGCAACCCCACAGCAUGAUGUUGCCACCCCCGUGCUUCACGGUUGGGAUGGUAUUCUUCGGCUUGCAAGUUCCCCCCUUUUUCCUCCAAACAUAACGAUGGUCAUUAUGGCCAAACAGUUAUAUUUUUGUUUCAUCAGACCAGAGGACAUUUCUCCAAAAAGUACGAUCUUUGUCCCCAUGUGCAGUUGCAAACCGUAGUCUGGUUUUUUUAUUGCAGUUUUGGAGCAGUGGCUUCUUCCAUGCUGAGCGGCCUUUCAGGUUAUGUCAAUAUAGGACUCAUUUUACUGUGGAUAUAGAUACUUUUGUACCUGUUUCCUCCAGCAUCUUCACAAGGUCUUUUGCUGUUGUUCUGGGAUUGAUUUGCACUUUUCGCACCAAAGUACAUUCAUCUCUAGGAGACAGAACGCGACUCCUUCCUGAGCGGUAUGACGGCUGCGUGGUCCAAUGGUGUUUAUACUUGCGUACUAUUGUUUGUACAGAUGAAUGUGGUACCUUCAGGCGUUUGGAAAUUGCUCCCAAGGAUGAACCAGACUUCUGGAGGUCUACAAUUUUUUGGCUGAUUUCUUUUGAUUUUCCCAUGAUGUCAAGCAAAGAGGCACUGAGUUUGAAGGUAGGCCUUGAAGUACAUCCACAGGUACACUUCCAAUUGACUCAAAUGAUGUCAGUUAGCCUAUCAGAAGCUUCUAAAGCCAUGACAUCAUUUUCUGGAAUUUUCCAAGCUGUUUAAAGGCACAGUCAACUUAGUGUGUGUAAACUUCUGACCCACUGGAAUUGUGGUACAGUGAAUUAUAGGUGAAAUUAUCUGUCCGUAAACAAUUGUUGGAAAAAUUACUUGUGUCAUGCACAAAGUAGAUGUCCUAACCGACUUACCAAAACUUCUUGUUAGCAAGAAAUGUGUGGAGUGGUUGAAAAACGAGUUUUAAUGAGUCCAACCUAAGUGUAUGUGAACUUACGACUUCAACUGUAUAUCUGGCACAAUCCUAACACCUCUCAUUACCCUGAGAACACAAUCCCCACAGUGAAGCAUGGUGGUGGCAGCUUCAUGCUGUGGGGAUGUUUUUCAUCGGCAGGGACUGGGAAACUGGUCAGAAUUGAAGGAAUGAUGGAUGGCGCUAAAUACAGGGACAUUUUUGAAGGAAACCUGUUUCAGUCUUCCAGAGAUUUGAGACUGGGACGGAGGUUCACCUUCCAGCAGGACAAUGACCCUAAGCAUACUGCUAAAGCAACACUCGAGUAGUUUAAGGGGAAACAUUUAAAUGUCUUGGAAUGGCCUAGUCAAAGCCCAGACCUCAAUCCAAAUGAGAAUCUGUGGUAUGACUUAAAGAUUGCUGUACACCAGCGGAACCCAUCCAACUUGAAGGAGCUGGAGCAGUGGCUAGAUGUCAAGAUCGAGCUUCUUGGUUACAGCAGAGACAUUCAAUACCCUCCUGGAUCACGAUCCCUGCUGCCUAAAUUGUUUUGUGCAUUUUUUUGUUUUUAUAGCGCCCCUUGUGUGCACUUCCGGUAAUACCAUACACCCCGGUAUGGUACAGAAACGGUAUGACGGUAUGACAAUCUGGAUACUGCCUAACCCUAGCACAGAAUAAGGCACAAUUGGCCAAAAAAAUCUAAAUACAUUUAAGUUAGUGAAAGUGUUUCUUGCACAGAGAUUUUGAGAUCCUCUGUCCAACUGUCAUAAUAAAAAUUCUCCUGUCGGAUUUAUCAAUAAUUAUGCACAUGCGCAAAGGGAUUUAUGUACAAUCCUAGCAGUCAAACGAGUUAAAUCGACAUCCUUUGAUGUAAAAAGAUCUGUCGAGUUUAAUAAGGCCGAAUCAUAAUUUCUCUUGCGACGUAUGCAAAUUAUUUUAUUAUGUCACAUUAACUCACAAUAAUUAUUAUUUUGAUGAAAACCGAAUUUUGCUUCUGACGUCGCUACAAGUUAUGUCGACAUUCCUUCUUAAUUUGCUCGAUAACGUUAUGGAAAAAAAGUUCGACUUCUGUGACACUUCAGGGGAGGAGCAGUGAUUACGGACAUUAACAGACAGUAAUAGACUAGUUUUGUGUGGCACCCUUCGGAAACUAUAGUGGAACACAACUCUCUGAAAUACGUGUUAGUAUCCUCACUUGACAUGACAGAGAGGGGGAAACAAUACAUUUAAUAUAGCAUAAUACACACACCCAGUAUGUUCUCAGAACUUCAUGCGCCAAGUGUAGCUUUGAAUAUUUCAGUGUGGUAAUGUUCUUCACUCGGAGUCUGCUUCCCAUACUUUUAGCUUCUCAUACCCACAUUCUCAGAUUAGUCCAAUUUCCAAGCUGUCAGUGAUAUGAAACUAAGUGCUAGAUCUCAUUAUAAUCAGCCUUUGUUCCUGACUAAUCCCUCUACUGAUGCAUUACUGUAAUUACAGAUUCUCAUGUUGUCCCAUACAAUGUCAAUCCAUUGAUAAAUAUAAAACAACAAUAACAGCAAUUCAUUUGUUCUACAGGACAACUAACCAUUAUGUAGUCGUCUUCAAAUUCAAGCACUGCAAGUCACCACACCAACAAGUCACCAAGUCAUCCUUGAAGGACUCAUGUUAAGUAAAUUAUUGGUGAAGUAGGCUUGAGUCUUAUGAAAUGCCUGGAUAACCAGCCUCUCAUUAGUGUACUCAUAGACACUUUACUUGACGUAGUGGGUGGGAGACUCUUCUCCACUCUCUCAUCCAGAUGGACUCAGCCUGAAAAAGCACAGAAGUGGCUUAAGAAAGUGGUUCUACCAUUGCCUUCUAUAGGACUGCUGGCCAGGCACUGCCAGCUUGACUGGGAGGACCCACUCACACCGUACUUCGGGGGAAAUGGGAAAUGGGCGUUUCCAUAGUUUAAUAUGGUGCCUGCCAGGCAGUCAGUCGCCUGUGACUUAAGCCAAGCUUUUAGUCCCCAUAAACAAUUGGCAGACAGAUGAUGCCACACACCAUAAUUACCUAGCCAAACAACCUGUCAUUAGUUUUCACUCUAUUUUUGGAUUACCAUAUAAUCAGCCAUAUAGAAAUACAGGGGCUUAGACGACUGAUAAUACCUCCAAAGCUACAAAUUAGUGUCAGUUAUGAGUAAGGAGACAGAGGGGGGGAGCUGAUAAUGUAUUGUCUGCUGCUGGGAGCCAUAACAAUAUGCUGAAACAGCUCAUCGGAAGCCCGGGGGCGAAAACAGUCAAUUUUUGUCUGAAAUUAAAUGCUGUACGUUAACUAGGCUUCAUUAAGUUCUCUGAUAUUGUCGCUUUUUUUUUUUUACCUACACAUGGUUUAACAGGCAUAGCUUUGUUGAAAAGGAAAUAAUUUUGGAACAUUUGAAUAUGGGCAUAUAAAAAGUAUUUAAGCAAAUAAGUUCUAUGCUGAGUUGGAAGUACACUCUUAGAAAAAAGGGUUAUUCGGCUGUCCCCAUAGGAGAACCCUUUUUGGUUUCAGGUACAGUACGUGGAACCCAAAAGGGUUCUACCUGGAACCAAAAGGCUUCUACUUCGAACCAAAAAUAGUUAUUCAAAGGGUUCUCCUAUGGGGACAGCCGAAGAACAUUUACAUUUACGUCAUUUAGCAGACGCUCUUAUCCAGAGCGACUUACAAAUUGGUUCUAGAUAGCACCUUUUUUCAAAGAGUGUACUGUAUGUCAGAAGGUUUGCAAUCCACUGCAUUUAAAAGUGUAAUCUGGACAUGUACAUAUUGCUAUAUGCUAUUAGAAUGGUUUAAUUUCAGUCUAUUUCUGAGUUUAAGUAUGUUUUCUAAUGUUAAUUUGCUACAGCUCAAAACACUUUGAUUGAUGUCUAGAACCCACCAUGUUAACAUAUAAAGUUCAGCCCAGAAACCACUUCUGGUAGCUGCAGGACUCUGCUUAAUUACUGUCCCUGGGUGAAAGGGUUUAUUGAAACCUGAGGUACAUACCUGCCCUUCUAUCUUUGCUUAGAGGAGAGGAUCUGAGGUACCUACAUUUGAGAGAUGAUUUAAGCACUAAAUUACAAGUUCUUCGCUAUGUGGAUGAGCAUCAGUCAGUGAUGGAACCGAAUCCUACAUGUACUUUCUUAUUUUUUCGUUGGCAGUGUGAAUACAUGCCUGAGGCCCGAACAAAUAUCUUUAGCUUUACCCCUCUCUAACAUCACCGCUACAGUUUUAUCUAAUCAUGGUCUUUUGAGUUUCUGAGGCAUGCUAUGCAGGGACGCACAAAAGGCCAUUUAGUUUGAGUUCACAUUCUUCAUCAAAUGUUUGAAAGUAAAACCUUCAUACCGAGGCACAUAAUAAGAACCAGUUGAGUUACAGGAAAUGGGAGAGGGGAAAACAUGAGAGUAGGAGAAAUGUAGCGUCUAGACACCCCCUGUGUUUGUAAACACCUAUCUGAGUGUAACUCACACACAUGAGUCAUGGGUCAUGUUUAAGAUUAAGGACCUUCUGGCCUUAGUUAAUUAGCUUCCUAUCAUGUGAAAGGAAUCUAAAAUAAAUGUCAAGACUGAUAUGUAAGAUUUAAACAGGAUACAAUUAAAACAUGUAUAAAGUAUCUUUAGAUUGAUUGCAACAUUCUAGUGUCUCUUUUCCUAACACCCGGCAUUGAGCAUCUAGGCCUAUUUAAUUUACAGCCUAAUAUGUACAGUAGGGGCGGCAGUUUGCAAUGAUUUAUUCAUUCAUUUGAAUAUGUUAAUGUAUUCUUAUAGAAGAACAAUCUUUCUGCUAAAAUAUUUGCCACUCAGUUUUCUCUGUGUUCUUCAUUUCCCUUGCUCUCAUCCAGACUGAUCACAAAUGGGGCUGACAACCACAGCAAAUGGUCUGUGUUGUGACUGUCUGUGCAUAUCUGGUUUUAAUAGAUGAAGCAAUUGAGUAGCUCCUAUUGAAGCCGUGUUGAAAAAAGAAAGGGGCACGGGAGCAUGGAAGUCACACUGCAUUGAAAGGUUCAUUGAAUGUCCUAUAAAUCCCAGGGGGAAAUCAUAUCACUCUUUUAUAAGAUGUCCGAUUUAGCGCUGAAGUUCCAUUUGAAAUAGGACAUUCAUUUUGCCAAAGGACAGCUCCACAAUACUGUCUGAUAGUCCAUAUCGGAAAAGAAGCAGCCCAUGGCAUCCCUCUGUCAAGUAAAUGUUUUCCAGAUUGAAAACUUCAUCAGAUGGAAAUCUGUCCAAUCUAGUGGUCCUGUGUGUUGGGUAUUUGGGCAUCUGUCUUUCAUGUGUUCUAGGGCUUGAGAUGGAAGGAAAGAAAAAACAACUAUUACAUAACCCAUUUCCCGUCACGACUCGAGCAAGCAAACAAAGCAAAGCAUGCCUACUUCCUGGUGGCAGCUUAGUACUUCCUGUGUCCUAAUCAUCCCUGGAGACUUGAGUUAACAGCUUGAGUUGAGCAUUUGUCUGCUGUUCAGAAUAGCCUUGUGGUGUUUGUUUUGAUUAUAGUAAUUACUUGCACAAUUUGGCUCUGUCUGAUUUGGUCAUGUUUCUAGCCUAACAUUUUUCCUAAAGUUGCUUUGAGCACCACACCUUCUUUUUAACGAUAUAUAGACUGUCCAUAGUUCUGAUUAAGUGUUGGGAAAACAUGAGAAAUAUAUCACCUGACAUCCCAUCUCAGGAAACAGAUGUCCUGCGGUUCAACAGAGCCCUUCUUCCUCUCUCCCUCCUCCCUCCAUCCAUCCCUCCCUCCCUCCCUCUCUCCUUCCAUCAGUUCCUCUCUCCCUCCUCCCCCUUUCCUUCCAUCAGUUCCUCUCUCCCUCCUCCCUCCCUCCAUCCAUCUCUCUCCUCCCUCCCUCUCUCCUUCCAUCAGUUCCUCUCUCCUUCCUGCCUUCUCUUUUUCACAUGCACUUCAUGAUAAUGCAGAAACAAAUAGUCAACGACGGCUCUUUUUUUCUGCUGGGCUAUCACUUUCCUCCAGAGCUGUCCAGUCGGGAUGACUUUGUCAUGCUCUCCUGCCUCUCUCAUUUCCAUAUCAUGUACAGAAACGGGCCCGGGAGAUGCUUCGAGGCCAAUAGGAGAUCAGCAUCUGUACAUCUGUGCCGUGUGCCUUCCUAACAACCCUCUCCUCUACACUCCGCAGUCCAACAAGGACACGCAAACCUGGGAACAAAUAUGUUGAGCUUCACUUGCCUGACUUAGGAUGGCAUGCAAGUGUUGUAUAAUUGUGACCAAAGUGAUCAAGAGGAUGUAUGCUUGGAAUACCUCAGGGCCUCACAGGGCCAGUAGAAAUGGCACGUUUGUGAAUUGUAGUAGUUGGGUCUGUGCUCAGAUGAGGAGUAGAGUUGUCGUAUUAUUCUGACAUCUGAUUAGGAUGAGGGAAAGGGCUGGAACAUUGCAGUAACAAGCAGCUAUGUCCCAUGUUACCAUACAGACAGACACCUGUCUUCCUUUGGCCUUCCUAUCAGUGGCGGUCGGUGCCGUUUAAGAUGAUGAGGACAAUUAUUUGUUUAUGACCAUGGCCUUAUUUCUAUUACAGCGUAUUGGAUGACUGUCAUUCAUAUUCCAUUCACCCAGCUCAAUGUAAUAUCAAUAGGUUUAGGCUACUACAUGAUACAAAAAUGUUCCCUAUACCCAUCAUGAGGUUGCUACAACCUAGCCUAUGAAUGAAAGUUUACAAUGUAGGUGCACAGGUCGAAAUAUUUUUUUAUUAUCAAGGUGACAGACAGUGACACAUUCAAUACCGCCUUGCACACUCUUGGCCUGCAUCUAGCUGAUCUAGGGUGUAAUCAUUAGUCCAACAGUUGCAAACAAGAGUUUCUAUUGGACAAAUUCAGGUAUGUUUAACCCCGUUCCGUUUGUUUCCGUUUAAGAAAUGUUUUUCAACAGAAUCGGCGGAAUGAAUACACCUCUGAUCACACGCAAACACAGUUCACUUUCAUAGCAGCCACAUACAAACAGCAUGAUCACUUUGCUCGUUGUAAUUCCUUCUUACAUCUAUGCGCUCUCUUCCUCUCUCGCCUUUUCCCUUUGAUUGUGGACUUCAGUGCACAACACAUCAGCUGUCUGUGACCAGACGGAAAAACCUUUCCAAGCCAAACCUUCAUAUCAUAACCGCUAACCGCUACACACAGCCUACAUUAUUGUCACCAUAUUAGCUAACGUCAUAGUCAACAUAGCUAAUAGAACUUACGCAUUAGUAAACCCACUACAAUCAUGCAGUACAGUGUGUACAGUCAGCAAGCAGUUUAGCAGUUACACCGGCGGGCCCCGGUGGCAAUAAAUUAAUAAAACCAAAAGCUUACCUUGACUUGAAAGAGUUCCAAUGUUGGAUAGCCAUAGCCAGCUAGCUAUCAUAGCAUCACUCUCAAUUUGAGCUGGGUAUUUAAGUAGGAUAAACUAGCUAGCUGCAUUCGCUAGCUAAGUAAGUGAAAGUGAAAAUAAUACUACGAAAUAUAGCUAGCUCUCUCUCUCUCUUUCUCUCUCUCUCUCACUUUUUCAUUUUUGAAGAAAUGUAUUUGUUCAAAACUGUUCAACUAUUGUCUUUCUCUCUCUUUGAGUCAACUACUCACCACAUUUUGUGCACUGCAGUGCUAACUAGCUGUAGCUUAUGCUUUCAGUACUAGAUUAAUUCUCUCAUCCUUUGAUUGGGUGGAUAACAUGUCAGUUCAUGCUGCAAGAGCUCUGAUAGCUUGGAGGACAUCCUCCGGAAGUUGUCAUAAUUACUGUGUAAGUCUAUAGAAGAGGGUGAGAACCAUGAGCCUCCUAGGUUUUGUAUUGAAGUCAAUGUACCCAGAGGAUGACGGAAACUAGCUGUCUUCCGGCUACACCAUGGUGCUACCCUACAGAGUGCUGUUGAGGCUACUGUAGACCUUCAUUGCAAAACAGUGUGUUUUAAUCAAUUAUUUGAGGAUGUGAAUAUAUUUAGUAAAGUAAAACUUUUUUAAAUGUUUCAUCAUUUUUGUUUGCAUGAAAUUCACUGAGGUGGAUGGUCCUCCCCCUUCCUCCUCUGAGGAGCCUCCACUGCCUGCUAUCAAUUCUGUAUGGAGAGGUACCUUCAUUUUCUUCUCUCUGCUUUGUGUAGUACAGCUGUGGACUGGACAGUGUUUCCAUCCUGGACAUCUGUCUCGAAGACAAACAGACCACCACAAAGUGAGAAGGGUUCACACACCUGGGAAGAAUAGUCUGUGUGCGUCAGAAGAAUGCCAUGGUCUUUGUCUGCACUCCGCAGUGGGAGAACAAGCAACAUAUUGGACCUGGUAGGGGGCAUAGGACAGGAAGAAAAACACAAACCAGGAAUUGUGCUGAUUGCGCAUGAUGCACAUAUGAUCCCAUUCUCUCUUUAUGCAAUAUAGAUUCAAAAGCUAUAUUUUCUGUUAUUCUUACCUUAGCCCUCGAAAAAUAACUGCAGUAACACAUACUACUUGCACACAGACACUGAUACCAUACCAGCCACUGCUCAUGAAGGCAGGGAGCUAUUCAUCAUGGCCUAAAAAGGUUUUGCAGUCACACCUCCACCUUCGGUAUAAAAUCUGUCAUGCCGCAUGUUCUUUCCUAAAUCUUAUCUGAGGGGCAGGCCUGGAAUGAGGCGGUUCCCUGGGUUUUGUGAUGCUCGCUCUUCUCUGAUUGGGAGAGUAAAUCAGUCAGUGUUGUUGGGUUUCUGGGGUGUGAUUGGUUGCAUAGUGCCGUACAUGCUGCACCGAGGCAGGCUGGAUGGAGAGCUAGCUACAGUAGCCUUUCAAUGUGGAGGAGAGGUUAGAGAUGUUGAUUUAGAGCACUGCCCCUGGAAGUGAAGAUGAUGUGGGGAUGUGGGUUUGCUGUGUGUUUGGAUGGUGCAUGCAUGCAUGUGUGCGUGUGCUUUUCUCCAUAUGUUUGUGUUGGUGGGGUUAGAAGUUGUGUCUGUUUUCCCCCUCCACUGCCACCUCCCUUUCUCUGCUUAAGUGUAAUCUGCUAAUCCUGCCUUGAGUGCUGACGUCAUGGCAGCAUUAAAGCUGGAAUUGUGCUCUUUUUGUUAUAUCAUCGAUUUGCAUGUCUUCCAGUCAGCUUUUCUCUGCCUUUCAUCAUGAUUUUUAUGCCUCUUGUUCACUGAAACACUUUUAUCGCAAGUGAGGGCUGACAGACUGAAGGCAUUAUCAGGGCCAGGGUCACACAGAGUGGCAACACAGUAGGGGUCUCGUAAAUAAGAUGAACAUACAUUCCAACGAUUCUGGAAUGGAAGAAUUCCACAGUCUCUGUAUGAGAGGAAAUUCCCAAUGUCUCUGGCUACAUACUUCAGAAAAAGAACUGAAGGCCUUGGGGUAUUUCACACACACAGUACCAUUUCAAGUUUUCCUGUCGCUGAUGUUAAGAAUGUUUGGUGCAAAGAUAGAAUGUUCUGGCAUACUUUUUGUCAGACUGACGGGCCAAGGAUAUUACAUAUGGUUCACCUGGCAUUCGACCCCAACUCACAGCUCUUUGAGUCUAGGUGAAACUGAAACUCACAUAUUUGGCCUCAUCCAGGUGUUGAGGCAUCCUUUGUGUUUCUGUGAAGCUGCUGCAGUGCAGAUGGUCUGGUGUCUUGUCCGGUUAUGAAACCUGGAGGAGAGGUUCAGUCAGGACUUUUUAAGAUCUGGGGAUUUGAAUGUGUGCGUGUGGCUGACAGCCUUCUUAUGGCUGUCAUAUGGAGCGUUACCAGCAACCUCUUAUCUCUCAUCCCUCUCUUUGGGAUGUUUUGAUCUCAAUGUGAGCAUUUCCAACCCCCAGCCUCUGGCCCAAAUCUUGCUGAAAUGACGGCCUACUCAAGGGAAGUCUGUACUAACAAAACGAAACAUAAAACUUUUUGGGCCACUUAAAUCGUUGUAUUUGACUAAAUCAUUGUAUUUGACACAUUGCCUUUUUACAUCUAGAAAUGAUUGCAUGUCAAAUCAAAUCAAAUUUUAUUUGUCACAUGCGCCGAAUACAACCGUGAAAUGCUUACUUACAAGCCCUUAACCGACAAUGCAAUGUUAAGAAAAUAGAGUUAAGAAAAGUUUACUAAAUAAAUGAAAGUAUAAAAAGUAACACAAUAAAAUAACAAUAACGAGGCUAUAUACAGGGGGUACUGGUACCGAGUCAAUGUGCGGGGGCACAGGUUAGUCAAGGUAAUUGAGGCAAUAUGUACAUGUAGGUAGGGGUAAAGUGACUAUGCAUAGAUAAUAAACAGCGAGUAGCAGCAGUGUAAAAAAAAUAAAAAAUAAUAAUAAUUUAUAUGCUUGAUGUUGGUAAUUGUUAAUCAAGGAACAUCUAUUAGUUUUAUAGUUCAACCUCACAGCUCUUGUACUUGUUGUAUCUCAGUCAGCAGUGUCACAACAUUGUCUUCAAACCGCCUCAGUGCUUUUACUACUGCUUCAAGCAACCAACUUAUACAGUUGGAAGUCGGAGGUUUACAUACACCUUAGCCAAAUACAUUUAAACUCAGUUUUUCACAAUUCCUGACAUUUAAUCCUAGUAACAAUUCCCUGUCUUAGGUCAGUUACGAUCACCACUUUAUUUUAAGAAUGUGAAAUGUCAGAAUAAUAGUAGAGAGAAUGAUUUAUUUCAGCUUUUAUUUAUUUCAUCACAUUCCGAGUGGGUCAGAAGUUUACAUACACUCAAAUAGUAUUUGGUAGCAUUGCCUUUUAAAUUGUUUAACUUGGGUCAAACGUUUCGGGAAGCCUUCCACAAGCUUCCCACAAUAAGUUGGGUGAAUUUUGGCCCAUUCCUCCUGACAGAGCUGGUGUAACUGAGUCAGGUUUGUAGGCCUCCUUGCUCGCACACGCUUUUUCAGUUCUGCCCACAACUUUUCUAUAGGAUUGAGGUCAGGGCUUUGUGAUGGCCACUCCAAUACCUUGACUUUGUUGUCCUUAAGCCAUUUUGCCACAACUUUGGAAAUAUGCUUGGGGUCAUUGUCCAUUUGGAAGACCCAUUUGCGACCAAGCUUUAACUUCCUGACUGAUGUCUUGAGAUGUUGCUUCAAUAUAUCCACAUAAUUUUCCUUCCUCAUGAUGCCAUCAAUUUUGUGAAGUGCACCAGUCCCUCCUGCAGCAAAGCAACCCCACAGCAUGAUGCUGCCACCCACGUGCUUCACGGUUGGGAUGGUGUUCUUCGGCUUGCAAGAGUCCCCCUUUUUCCUCCAAACAUAACGAUGGUCAUUGUUUCAUCAGACCAGAGGACAUUUCUCCAAAAAGUACGAUCUUUGUCCCCUUGUGCAGUUGCAAACCGUAGUCUGGCUUUUUUAUGGCGGCUUUGGAGCAGUGGCUUCUUCCUUGCUGAGCGGCCUUUCAGGUUAUGUCGAUGUGGGUCUCGUUUUACUGUGGAUAAAGAUAAUUUUGUACCUGUUUCCUCCAGCAUCUUCACAAGGUCCUUUCCUGUUGUUCUGGGAUUGAUUUGCACUUUUCGCACCAAAGUACGUUCAUCUCUAGGAGACAGAACGCGUCUCCUUCCUGAGCGGUAUGACGGCUGCGUGGUCCCAUGGUGUUUAUACUUGCGUACUAUUGUUUGUACAGAUGAAAGUGGUACCUUCAGGCGUUUGGAAAUUGCUCCCAAGGAUGAACCAGACUUGUGGAGGUCUACAAUUUCUUUUCUGAGGUCUUGGCUGAUUUCUUUUGAUUUUCCCAUGAUGUCAAGCAAAGAGGCACUGAGUUUGAAGGUAGGCCUUGAAAUACAUCCACAGGUACACCUCCAGUUGACUCAAAUGAUGUCAAUUAGCCUAUCAGAAGCUUCUAAAGCCAUGACAUCAUUUUCUGGAAUUUUCCAAGCUGUUUAAAGGCACAGUCAACUUAGUGUAUGUAAACUUCUGACCCACUGGAAUUGUGAUACAGUGAAUUAUAAGUGAAAUAAUCUGUCUGUAAACAAUUGUUGGAAAAAUUACUUGUGUCAUGCACAAAGUAGAUGUCCUAACCGACUUGUCAAAACUAUAGUUUGUUAACAAGAAAUGUGUGGAGUGGUUGAAAAACGAGUUUUAAUGACUCCAACCUAAGUGUAUGUAAACUUCCGACUUCAACUGUACCAGCUGUAACAAGCUAAAUUCCUUUCAAAUUUAGUGACCAUGAUAGUGUUUUAUCACGCACUUGGACAGAUUGUAUAUUCACGCCUGAGGAAGCAUGCACCGGUAAGAAAUGUUAUUGGUUCACACUGUGCUGGAGUAGUCCUAGAGGAGUCUCUUGCCUUGCAGAAACUGUUAGAGUAGGUCACUGGAGGUCAGCUAUAUUGACCUUUGGAGGCCUGUCAAAAUCAUUGCUGUUGAUUGCUAUUAACCUGCUCCACUGGGUACUAGUGCUGUAACGCCUGGCCCUGCUGGAGGCCAACAGAUGCUCCAGGCUUGUUGCUCGCUGAGGCAUUACUCAUGCCUGACCACACUCACUAUUUCUCCCCUAAUAUUGUUUAAAUUAAUUGAAGCAAUGUUUUAGUUUGAAUACUUAUAGCUGGAUAGCUGUUUACACCGCUGCAUAAGUGUAUUGGUGUACAGUAUAGGGUGACAAUUGGUUGGAUCAUGGUUGGUGUUUCAAUUGAUUGAAGCCAUGUUUGACGUACAGAUGUACUAUUGACGUACAUAUGUACUAUCUUAAUUUGACCAGUUUCUCACAGCAGGAAAAUAAUCCUGCAUCAACAAGAAAUGUGAAUUAUUAUGUGGAUUAUAAUGAAUGGACAUUUUUGUAGGGGUUGCUCCAUUUUUAGUUAGGAUAAGUCAAGUCUGACAUUUAAAGUGGAAAUUACUGACUUAAGAAGCCUUUUUGUAAAUUCUCUGUGACAACAGAGGGAUCAAAUUAAGAUAGCACAGCUGUACUGUACAGUAUAGGGUGACAAUUUUGUGCAGUAGGUAGUGUCUGAGACGGGGAACAGAGAGAUAUAAGAAGGAAGGUUAGGGGUGUUAGGUUAACAGAGACUGACAGACCUCUCUAUGAUUCUGGUCGGUGACGUGUGGCAGCCUGGCAGCAGGACCAUGACAUGGGCACUGUGGGGUCGGGGUAGACACUAGACAGGUGGGGGUGGGCCCCAUCCCUUUGGGGCUGCCCAGGCAGGGUGCCAGAUGGGAGAUGUUAUGCCAUGGAGCCUACCGACAGGAAACUGCCAGGGCCGCGUUUGUUCCGCUGACAACCUGCAUUUCAGCCCGACCUGGGCAAGCGUACAUUCCUCAAAGUGAUAGGCUUCAGAGGGGGCCUGGUGCUCUCCCUCACACACAUACCCAAGACACACACACAUUCUCUCUUUCUCUCUCACCUCUCUGUCUCUCUAUUCCACCUUCUCUCCCGUUCUCCCGCGGUCUAGCACGUACCAUCUUUCUCUUUCUCCAUCUGUCUGUCUCGCUCCCCCCUCAGUCUUUAUUCCUUCAUCUUCCUGUAACUCCCGGUGAGGCGUGCAGGAUUCCUCCCAUGCUGAGGGGAUUAAGAGCCUGGGAGGGCAUCAGGGAUCUGAUUGGUGAGGACCUGCUCUUGCUCCUAUUGGAUGGGCUUGGGACACUGCAGCAGUGGUGGGCUCUCAGAGCCAACGGGGGAUUGGACAGGACAACAGUGGGUUCCACUGUGGUUGUGUAACUAACCUCAAAUCCAGGGAGGGACAUCCUUUAGCAUCAGGUAUGAGUUAACGAGGGAAUUCCACUGGUUUUAGAGUUAGAUUUCCACAGAUCGACAGACCCUGCUCUCUCUAAGGGUUUUGAAUCUGUGAAAAGCUUUGACUUUUGGAGCGAAGCACCGGCACUUAGAGAGGGUGGGAAAGUCAAAUGCAGGCGACGCUGCGGAGCAAACGUUUGUCACACGCUCCCGUUGCAUUUUAUAUCAGACACGCACUGCAGGGAUAUCGACCAUCUGAGGCAGCAGCAGAGGCGACACAGAGACAAUCUGACUGUCAGCUUUGUCUCCCUCAGAGGUUCGAUGGACACACUCUACCAACCUUCUAAUGUCACGCACAUAGCACCUUUGUAGCACCUUUAUGUUGUUUACUCAGUAAACAACUCAGACUCCAUUUAGAAAUCAGGAAAUGAGGAGACCUGACCUGAGGAGCGGUUUUAUGUUGUUUUGUCUCACUCCUUCUUCUCUCGUUUCCGACAGGUACUGUGGCACCUGGACAUCUUUCGCCGGAGCUUCCGGCAGUUGACCACACACAAGUGCAUGGAGGACUCGUGUAUCUUCUGUGCCUUGAAGGUAAGAGUAGAGCUGUGGGUGGAGAGAGGAGGGGGCCUGGGGGUGGAGGAGAGUUGGUUCAUUUAUUCAUCAAUGCUUUCCAGGUAAUGCCUUCCAAAUAAUGCAGAUAGAGGAUGGUUAUUUUGGUAUUGGACUGUUGCGUUUAUUUUAACAGUAAAUCUAGGAGUUUUUUCUGAAGUGACUUUUGUGGAUUUAGCUGUGCCCCCAGAGAGAUGGAUGACCAUGCCUUUCAAUGUGAAUAUUUGUAUCUCAGCAUGUGAAUUGUCAGUAACUAAGUACUCUACCCUGGUGUGGACAGGCAGUGGUUGGAUGUCUGGCCAGUGGUUAUGGAUUAUGUAAAAUAGAUUUCUCUCUGAUCUGGACAGACCGCUGAAUGUAGAUCUCUCUAUCUCUCUCACACUCCCUCUUUCUCCCCCCUUUCUAUCUCACUCUGCUCCCUCCAAUCCCCCCACUCUCACCACUCUUUCUUUUAUUAUUACAUUCCAUCUAAUGCGCAGGCACUGGCACUCUCCAUCAAACGUUCAAUAACUCAGUUGGAAAUUAGUGCUUUCCCCUGUUCCAGCAGACCUUUCUGUCCAUCUGUCUGUUUGUCUCUGUCUGUCUGUCUGUCUGUCUGUGAGCAGUGUGACAGACUCAAUGUUUCUCUCUCUGUUUCACCGUGAUGGUCCGUCUCGCUGUCUUAACAUGUCCGUGACGUCUCCUUCUCACUAUGAUUCAAUGACCAUCUCUAUAUGUCUCACCAUGACCAUGUCUGUCUGUCUGAUUGUGGUCUAUCUAACUUAGGUCUUACUCUGUACGGGACUCUUUGUCUGGCAUUCCAAAUCCCUGUCUGAUUGUCUGUUUCUUUGUCUGGCUGGCAGAACCAGACUAGCUUUGCCUCUAUGCUACUUUCAUUACACCACAAUACUCGUCCUGUGGGCCAGCAGUUUAUUUUUUCCUGGUUUGAGUCAUUGAUUCUAUCUUAAUGAAGAGGUGUCACAAACUCACACACACCAGAGGUGACAGUCGAGGCGGCGUAAAUGCCUUUUGAGUGGCUGCAGGAUGGCACUUCACACACUCAGCCGUGUGGGAUUUUUACCCCCAAAUGCAGAUUUAAUGGGCUCUUGUGAAACUGAGUGGUGUGAUCUGCGAUGCAUUAGGGCUGCAGGGCCAUCAGAGGGGUUUGAUUGUCACAUACAAAGGCAUGUCUGAUUCUUCUCCUUCGCACACGGUCUGUGGCAGGCAGGCAGGCAUGGCUUAGAGCAGCUGAAUCUGGCCAGCUGGCAGGACUUGGAGAGUGAAAGAGCCCUGUGGGUUCAACGAGGCCAUCAUUUUAGCUACCGGCUGACUAGGUCUGGUCCUUUUGACUGUGACAGGUUAGCUGAUUUCACACUAGUGUCUACUGUACCUCAGUGUGAGUCAUAGUCAUUGUAGGCGUAAGUGUACUUCUGCUGCUCCCGCUGCACUUUCUCUAUUUCACUCUUUCACUCAAUCUCCCUCUCUCUGCUCUUUCCUUCUCUUACUCCAUCUCUCUCUCCCUCCCAUUCUCUCUCCCCCUCUGCUCUCUCCAUCUCUGCCUAGGCUCCCUUUCUCUUUCCCUUACCUCACUCUGGUCUCGCUCUCUCCUCUCUUUCUCUCCCUCUCUCUUGAUGUUUCAGCCUUAUCAGAAUUCACCAGGGCUCAUUUGAGGGGUCGAUUACAGGGCAUUUCUGCCAGGCAUUUAAUUUGAGCAGAAUUAUUAGGCUAUGAUCAUUUAUCCUCUCGCUGCUGUUCUCUCUCCCUUACCUCGCCCACAUCUUCUCCUCUCCUCUCGCCCUCUCUCCUCCUUAUGCAAGAUAAAUUGAGGUGCAGCGGCAGGGCAAACGUGUGUGUGUGUGUGUGUGCGAUCGCGUGCACAACUGCAUGCACACGUGUGGGUGUUUGUGUGCCUGCAUGUGUCUGUGUCCGCUUUCCCAAUAAACUCUCACAUUGUUCAGGGUGUUUUUGAUUGAGGAAACGAAAGCACAUUAUAAUGGGCCAUCUACUCUCAGUAAAUCUAGGUUGUGUUAUGAGAUUAGUCCAUUCAUAAGGAUGUCUUCCACCUGAAUGUGUCAUGCCCUGGUGAAUAACUGAACACUCUGAAGCAGCACAGUGACAGUGAGGAGUACAAAGCUAUAAUAAUUUCCCCUAUGGCUGUUAACGCUUAUGUUUAACAGUAUGGCUGUGAUGAAGUGUUAGGGUUAAAGGGAUAAUCCACCCCCAGAAAUAAAAAUCAUGAAACUCCUGUCAAUUUGGUGAAAGCCUAUGUUCUAUCAGUGGGUAAAAUACAAUCUUCCCCCAUGAUUUAACUUCUAAGUGGUCCGCCUGAGAAAAUCAGGAAAUCAUGUAGGAACGCGUCAUAGCUAUAUCAUUCUCGUCACUGGAGAUAGGGGAUUACACACUAUCACAUUUUAGAACGCUUUUAAAACAAUUACCUGCACUCCAGAUCGCCAAAUCAACCGAUAGAUGGUAUGGCCAUCCAUCCAUCCGUUUAGAACACAUCCAUCCGUUUAUAUCGUCAUGACAGAUUAUAGAUUUUGCUUAGAGGUGCUCAAUCUGAACAGUGUACUAAAUUAUUCACCUCCGUUUCUCCUUCAAGUACCAUGUCGCAAUGCACCGUGUCUGUAGGAAACAGUGAUAUUACAGAAAGGAGGAGAUAGUAAUCCCAUUGGGCAAUGAAUGGAGAAAUGCCCCACCCAACUGACUGUCAACCAAUCGCAUUCACAUUGUCAUGCUGCGUCACGUUGUUGCUAAGCUAAUCGUCACGCAAUCUGAUUCUAAUGGAGUUUCCCCAUCUCAAAAUUAUCUCUGUGGGAAAGAAACGUAAUGCUGCUCUCGCUCUGGGCAGAGACGCCAUUUAUAUCUUAGUGUUAGAAAUGAACUGUAAGUUGAACUUGCUGAUAAAUUGUUAGUGCAGUUUGUUUAGGCGAUUUUACAGCUAGCUAGCUACUUCACAUGCUGAUAUUGACUUUGGUAUUAUUGUGUGUAGCUAUGUUUUCUAGAUAGCUAGCUACCUAGCCAGCCAGCCAGUCAGCCAGCCCAGGAAGAGAGAGAACAUUGCAUUGUGGGUUUUGUAGUAGACUUGAGCUGCAACAGAAUUUCCAAAAUGAUUUUCACAGGUUUCUACCAAUCUUGUUCUUAAGACAAAAUGAAAAAUUUGUUCACAAAAAUAUUAUUUUCACAUAUUAGUGUUAUUUAACACUUUUAACACUGUUAAUAAUAGGAAUUAGUGGUUUGGGGUGGAUUAUCCCUUUAAGGCAGCUGCAUGCUUCCCAUCCAAAACAGUUCGGAACAGUUUGUGCAUAUAUUAUGAUUACAUUUUGUGACGUUUUGUUCGUUUUGGUAUUCUGCAAGUUUUCUUUCUGGCUGUUCGUGCACAAGCCAUUUUUUCUCAAGGCAAGCCGAAGUCGGUAGCCAAAGUCUACGCCCCUUCGUCAGUGAUUGGUCAACAGUAGGGAUUCUUCAAUGAAGUGUUUGUUGUCAUUCACAACUCUUUUUCAUGCAAAUGUUUUCACUUGAGAAAUACUGCACCCAACAUCUUAGUUAGAUGUAAAAUUGUCGAGUAAGACCUCUGCAAAACUUUAUUUUUAGUUAUCUUUAUUUUGAGGAAGUGUAUACUGGCGACGGCUUCAUCAGUGUACCACUUCUCCGACAGUCAGUUCCUCCAUAGGACCCACUCUUCCGUAGGUACUGGUCCUCAAUUGUCGAACAUGUAGCACCCACCUGGGUGAUGCCACGGCUGCUGAAAAGCCACCACAUCUUGGCAGUGGGCAGCAGGUAGCUUAGUGGUUAAGAGCGUUGUGCCAGUAACCGAAAGGUCGCUGGUUCUAAUCCCCGAGCCGACUAGGUGAAAAAUCUGUCGAUGUGCCCUUGAGCAAGGCACUUAACCCUAAUUGCUCCUGUAAGUCGCUCUGGAUAAGAGCGUCUGCUAAAUGACUAAAAUGUAAAUGUUAAGAUGUACAAACAGUACUAUUGUUGCUUUUUUCUUGUUUAUCAAGCGAAUGUCUUUUAAGGGAGUAUGUGAGUACAUUCGUUUGGUUCAGCUAGGCGCCAGCUGAAACAAAGCAUGCUGACUCCUUUAGAAGGUGAACUGUGGGAGAUGGUGUUGUCUUCGAGAUGCAGGUGUUAUUUUCGUCAGCCUACAGCGUUCACUCCCAUCAUGCCAUCACCAAGACAUCACAGGUUGCCAAUAGAACCUUGCAUAAUGGGAGAUUCCAGUGUUAUGGAUGUUACAUUUGCACGCAAAAUCACAACUUUAAUGUAAUUAAAAUCACCGGCCACUAGGAGCGCAGCCUCUGGGUGAACAUUUUCUUGUUUGCUUAUGGCCCUAUACAGCUUGUUGAGUGUGGUCUUAGUGCCAGCAUCGGUUUGUGGUGGUAAAUAGACAGCUACGAAACAAAAACUAUAGAUGAAAACUAUUUUGGUAAAUAGUAUGGUCUACAGCUUAUCAUUAGUAUUUUAACUCAGGCGAGCAGAACCUUAACAGAGAACGUUUGAAGAUGAUCCGAUGUAAGGUGCAUGUUUUACAAAAACUUUCCCCAAAAACUUUAUGGAUGUUACAUUGCCUGUCCAAGUCACCCCCUCUAUCUAGACAACACUGUAGAACACGCAACCAAAUCUCAAGACACUUUGGUCUGUAUUGCUUCAUUAACAUCUCAUCUUCAUAACUAACACUGGGGGACAGCGGUGAGUGGAAAAACAAGCUCUGUGAGCCCUUUCUAAAGGCCAUGAAAUAUUAUUGACUGAAAAGCCUUUUUUGAGACUUGGCAUCCUAUUCUGUAAUGGAGACAAUUCAUAUAAUUUCCUACUUAAACUGGUCAAAUAAAGCCUGAAUUCUAACCUAUAGACCCUAAGGAUAGUUAUGAAAUGAACUUUAUUUGUGAUGGUCAGGUUGACUUUCCAAUGGAAUUGACCAUAUACUAAUCAACAAUAUACACUGCUCAAAAAAAAAUAAAGGGAACACUUAAACAACACAAUGUAACUCCAAGUCAAUCACACUUCUGUGAAAUCAAACUGUCCACUUAGGAAGCAACACUGAUUGACAAUACAUUUCACAUGCUGUUGUGCAAAUGGAAUAGACAACAGGUGGAAAUUAUAGGCAAUUAGCAAGACACCCCCAAUAAAGAAGUGGUUCUGCAGGUGGUGACCACAGACCACUUCUCAGUUCUUAUGCUUCCUGGCUGAUGUUUUGGUCACUUUUGAAUGCUGGCGGUGCUUUCACUCUAGUGGUAGCAUGAGACGGAGUCUACAACAACCCACACAAGUGGCUCAGGUAGUGCAGCUCAUCCAGGAUGGCACAUCAAUGCGAGCUGUGACAAGAAGGUUUGCUGUGUCUGUCAGCGUAGUGUCCAGAGCAUGGAGGCGCUACCAGGAGACAGGCCAGUACAUCAGGAGACGUGGAGGAGGCCGUAGGAGGGCAACAACCCAGCAGCAGGACCGCUACCUCCGCCUUUGUGCAAGGAGGAGCAGGAGGAGCACUGCCAGAGCCCUGCAAAAUGACCUCCAGCAGGCCACAAAUGUGCAUGUGUCUACUCAAAUGGUCAGAAACAGACUCCAUGAGGGUGGUAUGAGGGCCCGACGUCCACAGGUGGGGGUUGUGCUUACAGCCCAACACCGUGCAGGCGUUUGGCAUUUGCCAGAGAACACCAAGAUUGGCAAAUUCGCCACUGGCGCCCUGUGCUCUUCACAGAUGAAAGCAGGUUCACACUGAGCACAUGUGACAGACGUGACAGAGUCUGGAGACGCUGUGGAGAACGUUCUGCUGCCUACAACAUCCUCCAGCAUGACCGGUUUGGCGGUGGGUCAGUCAUGGUGUGGGGUGGCAUUUCUUUGGGGGGCCGCACAGCCCUCCAUGUGCUCGCCAGAGGUAGCCUGACUGCCAUUAGGUACCGAGAUGAGAUCCUCAGACCCCUUUUGAGACCAUAUGCUGGUGCGGUUGGCCCUGGGUUCCUCCUAAUGCAAGACAAUGCUAGACCUCAUGUGGCUGGAGUGUGUCAGCAGUUCAAGAGGAAGGCAUUGGUGCUAUGGACUGGCCCGCCCGUUCCCCAGACCUGAAUCCAAUUGAGCACAUCUGGGACAUCAUGUCUCGCUCCAUCCACCAACGCCACGUUGCACCACAGACUGUCCAGGAGUUGGCGGAUGCUUUAGUCCAGGUCUGGGAGGAGAUCCCUCAGGAGACCAUCCGCCACCUCAUCAGGAGCAUGCCCAGGCGUUGUAGGGAGGUCAUACAGGCACGUGGAGGCCACACACACUACUGAGCCUCAUUUUGACUUGUUUUAAGGACAUUACAUCAAAGUUGGAUCAGCCUGUAGUGUGGUUUUCCACUUUAAUUUUGAGGGUGACUCCAAAUCCAGACCUCCAUGGGUUGAUAAAUUAGAUUUCCAUUGAUAAUUUUUGUGUGAUUUUGUUGUCAGCACAUUCAACUAUGUAAAGACAAAAGUAUUUAAUACGAUUAUUUCAUUCAUUCAGAUCUAGGAUGUGUUGUUUAAGUGUUCCCUUUAUUUUUUGAGCAGUGUAUUUAGCCUACGUAUUAAGACUAUCAUACACUGUAGGAAAUGAGUGUUAACUUGAUAUGAAGGAUAUUUACCACCUUCCUGUUGCGGUCAAAAUAUGUGAACCCUGUGAAUUUAUAAUUUCUUUGUACAAUUCCUGUUACUCCAGAGAGAGUUACACUGUUAUUGACCGUGCUGUGUUAUUGUGUCUCUUGUUGUUUCUAGAGUAUCUUUGCCCAGUUCCAGUUCAGCAGUGAGAAGGUGUUGCCGUCUGACGCGCUCCGCAGCGCCCUGGCCAAGACCUUCCAGGACGAACAGCGCUUCCAGCUGGGCAUCAUGGACGAUGCUGCAGAGUGCUUCGUAAGAGACAGCCCCUCCCUCACUCCUCCACUCUUCCUCUCUCACCUCCCCUAUUCCUCCAUACUUACUUACCUCAUCCCUCACUUCCCCACGUGCAUUACUCUUCAUUCUUCCACUCCUGCUCUUUUUCUUUAUACAUUACUGUACAUGCUUAGCAAACAGAAGAGCUAAGAGAUCAGCUAAAAGUGAUCUCAUAGCAAAAUGCUCUAUGUUGAAACCAGACAUUUGCAGUAGCAUAACAUUUACAAAACAAUGGCAGGGCCAAGAUUUCCUUUGGCAGAACAAAGGAAAAGUUUGGGAAGUGUUUUUCACUUUGGGAUGCUGCAGUGCAGAGUUCUGUACAGGGCCUUUUCCUGAUCCCACCGACAGUAAGCAGAGUCCAUGUCACGCCCUGGCUCUGGGGACUCUAAUAUGUUGAGCCAGGGUGUGUAAAGUCUAUGUGUGUUGUUCUAGGUUUCACAUUCUGGUAUUGUGGUUCUAUGUUGGCCAGUGUGGUUCUCAAUCAGAGGCAACGUGAUUCAGCUGUUGCUUGUUGACUCUGAUUGAGAACCAUACUUUAGCAGCCUGUUUCCCCACAGAGUUUGUGGGAUCUUGUUUCGAGUCUGUUGUGUUAGACCGUGAACUGUCACGUUUUCGUUUUGUUGGUUUUGAUCGUGUCUCUAAUAAAGAGUAUGUUUGCCUGCAACGCUGCGCCUUGGUCCUCAUCUCUGUUCGACGAUCGUGACAGAAGAUCCCACCAAGACUGGACCAAGCAGCAAGUCCAGGAGCCAGCGCCUGAGAGAUCUCUAGCGGAUCUCCUUCGCCUCCUCGACUGGGUCAAGCCAUGUGAGGAAGAGAGGGGCUUGACGUGGAGGCAGAAGGGUGAAAGGCUGGCAAGGAGCAUGGAGACCUGGUCCACGGGUAGGAGUGAAGUCCAUACAUUUUUUAGGGGGGGGCUAACGCCGUGGACGACGGGGCAGCAGGAGGCCGCCAGGUUACGGGAGUCACUGGUCACCAGGGGGAAGGAGGAUGUAGAGGCACGGCGAGAGGUACUGGCGUGUGUUGCCAGUCCGGUCCGGCCUGUUCCUGAUCCCCACGUAGGGCCAGUGGUGUGUGUUCCCAGUACGGUCCGGCCUGUUCCUGCCACUCGCACCAAGUCUACGGUGCGCAUCGCCAGCUCGGCCCGGCCUGUUCCUGCUCCCCGCACCAAGUCUGUGGUGCGCGUCGCCAGCCCAGUCCGGCCCAUUCCUGCUCCCCGCACCAAGUCUGUGGUGCGCGUCGCCAGCCCAGUCCGGCCCAUUCCUGCUCCCCGCACCAAGUCAGUGGUGCGUUUCGUCAUCCCUGUCCGGCCCGUUCCUGCUCCCCGCACCAAGUCAGUGGUGCGCGUCGUCAGCCCGGUCCGGCCCAUUCCUGCUCCCCGCACCAAGUCAGUGGUGCGUUUCGUCAGCCCAGCUCGGCCCGUUCCUGCUCCCCGCACCAAGUCAGUGGUGCGCUUCGUCAGCCCGGCACGGCCCGUUCCUGCUCCCCGCACCAAGUCAGUGGUGCGCUUCGUCAGCCCGGCUCGGCCCGCUCCUGCUCCCCACACCAAGCCAGUGGUGUGCGUCGUCAGUCCGGCACGGCCCGUGCCUGUUCCACCGGUGGCUGGUCCGGCACCGGUCAGAUGCUUCACGCCGGAGCUAGAGCAAUCCGCUCCACCAGUGUGCAGUCCAGCUCCGGCCAGCGGGGCCAGACCGGACCAGGGGUACUUUGGGGGGUUGGAGAGGGAGCGGGGUUCAGGCCCGGAGCCGGAUCCGCCGCCUAAGCGGAGUGCCCACCCGGUCCCUCCCCUGUGGUGUUUGGUGGGCGCGGUCGGAGUCCGCGCCUUUAGGGGGGGGUACUGUCACGCCCUGGCUCUGGGGACUCUAAUAUGUUGAGCCAGGGUGUGUAAAGUCUAUGUGUGUUGUUCUAGGUUUCACAUUCUGGUAUUGUGGUUCUAUGUUGGCCAGUGUGGUUCUCAAUCAGAGGCAACGUGAUUCAGCUGUUGCUUGUUGACUCUGAUUGAGAACCAUACUUUAGCAGCCUGUUUCCCCACAGAGUUUGUGGGAUCUUGUUUCGAGUCUGUUGUGUUAGACCGUGAACUGUCACGUUUUCGUUUUGUUGGUUUUGAUCGUGUCUCUAAUAAAGAGUAUGUUUGCCUGCAACGCUGCGCCUUGGUCCUCAUCUCUGUUCGACGAUCGUGACAGUCCACCUGGCCUCCAAACUACCACAAAGAAACAAACGGGCCUGCGCUCCUCCACUGGCCAUCCCUCCUUCUCCCCUCUCAAAGCGGAGUUUGUAAAGAAUCAUUUAUUUCCCCCUCACUGGCUCAAUGUAUAACAACGGCGUUGGGCAGCCAGCCAGAGGGUUGUUCCUUACCCUGUAUCCCUCUCUGGACCUAUUGUCUCCACUCCACCUCUCUUCCCUCUCUCCUGUCUCUCCUCUCUCACCCUCUCCUGCUUGUGUAGCAGCCCUUAUGUUCUGCUGACAACCAGGAACAUACAGAAACUGCAACGUGGGUUGUUUUUUAUUCGUAUUAUUUGAGGUGUUUGGCUGCGGCUGCAGUCCGGAGGCAGUGGGAUGGAGGGCCGGGGCAGAUGCUAACUGUAGACUGGACCCUCCCCCUGGAGACCCUCUCUCUGCGGUGCUGCAGCUUAUGUGUGCAGAUCUCUGCUGUGAUCCCACCGCCCAGAGGGCUCCUGCCUGCAGUUAGAGUGAUAAAUCAACCAGUAAAUUAGCCCAGUAUAGCCGACAAGAGCCUCUGUGCUUCACUGGACUUCAGUGAUAUACGUUUUCUCAAGUUUUUGCCAAAAUGAUAUUUUCUUUGUGUGUUGGCUUUGUCGUGACGUUGGCUUUGUCGUGACGUAGUAGCGUGAUUAAGUAAAAACAUAUAUGUGGACAAGCACACACUUGCGUACAUACACAAUUACACAAAAGAACGGGCAUAACGCUAACAUGACUGUCUCUACCUGUUGCCCCCACAGGAGAAUAUUCUAAUGCGGAUCCAUUUCCACAUCUCAGACGAGACCAAAGAGGACAUCUGCACAGCCAAGCACUGCAUCCCACACCAGAAGUUUGCCAUGACACUCUUCGAACAGGUGAGCACAAACACAAGCCUCAGCCCAAUCACAAGCCUAAGUACCUUCUUUAUAUUAUCACAGUCAAUCAAUUUUGUUUUCAUCUCAGAAUUGAUCCGCCCAUCCAUUCCUAUUUUCAUUAACUGAAGUGAAGCCAUCUCUGCUUAUCUUAGUCGCGUAACUUUAUAUGUGUGUGUGUUUGCAGUGUGUGUGCAGCAGCUGUGGGGCCUCCUCUGACCCACUGCCCUUCAUUCAGAUGGUGCACUACAUCUCCACCACCUCCCUCUGGUGAGUAACCCUCUGACUGGGGAAACCGCACUGGACCGACUGGUUCUGACUGGUACUGACUAGCUCUGACUGGUUCUGACUAGUGUUCUGACUGGUACUGACUAGUUCUGACUGGUUCUGACUAAUGUUCAGAUUUGUUUUCAGGGGUUCUGGCGGGCUCUGACAAGUUCUGAUUAGUUAUAACUUGGCUGGGUAGAUAUGACUCAAACCAUGCAGUUAAUUAACUAACACCAUACAUAGGGGCACAUUAGGUGAAUACUUUUAUACAAAAGUGAAAAUUAAUGGACACUGCUCUCCAAUUGAAAUAUGCUCCUUUCACUUCAUAAAUAGACUAAAUGAAAAACCUUUUCCGGUCUCUUUUACGCAGAGCAGAAAAUGUACGCUCUUUCGGCCCAGAGACCGUGAAUUACACCAUUGUGACCGAAAAUGCUUUCUUUCUCCUCCGCUAAAGAGAAGUAACACGCCAGGUUAGAUAUCAGGUCGCCUAGGAACGGGUAAUAGCUCUCUUAUUCUUGGGGUUAUGAGCUGUCAGCAACACCUCUCUGGGCUGUGGGAGGAGAAUCAUCCCUCUGUUAGGCUACAGACCAGCUGUAGUGAACCAGGGGCAGCCUGCCCGCCUGCCUGCGUCUCCAGCUGUAGUGAACCAGGGGCAGCCUGCCCGCCUGCCUGCGUCUCCAGCUGUAGUGAACCAGGGGCAGCCUGCCCGCCUGCCUGCGUCUCCAGCUGUGUGCUGUAGCCAGUCAACCCAGAGGGCUUGUUAUGUUGUGAGCAACCUUCUUAUGCAAAAGUGAUGAAAUGUCUCCGUUAAUAUUUCAUGAGAUGAGUCUGGUAUUUGUUCUGUAUGGGCUCUAUCUGAUUCUUCAACGUUGUUCUGGCCCACAUAUAAGCCCAAAAUCCCCCAACACAAGCCUCUCUCUCUCUCUGUCUUAGAGAAACACACACAUACACAAACACACUCUCCACAAACCCCUCAGAGGAGUAUGUUGUAUCCUGACAACGGUUUAUUUGCCAAUAACAAAGGUCUGUCUCCUGAGACCUAGUCAUCUCUCCUGCACCAGAGCACAGAGAAAAGCUACAGUAUAACCCUGGAGUGUCUUUGAGGUGUGCACCUCUAUAGGUGGAGAGAGCUCCCCAGAGACCUAGAGAGAAUGGGAAAGGACAAAGUCACCUUUAAAAAAAGGUCAGUUAAGAACAAAUUGUUAUUUACAAUGACGGCCUACACCGGCCAAACCCAGACGACGCUGGGCCAAUUGUGCUCCGCCCUAUGGGACUCCCAAUCACGGCCGAUUGUGGUACAGCCUGGAAUCGAACCAGGGUGUCUGUAGUGACACCUCAAGCACUGUGAUGCAGUGCCUUAGACCGCUGCGCCACUCAGGAGCAGUAACCUUGUAGAUUAGUGCCCUGCAGUGAAUGGCAGUGCUGUCUCACAUGAACAGUAUCAGCAGUGUUAAGGCUGUGGCUGUAUGUCUGUCUUUUUGUAGGACGUCUUUAUCGAAAGUGUUUUUAUCGAAAAGUGACUUACAUUUAACACACUCUGUAUAUGUGGCCCAUAGGUCACACCCACAACCCCGGUGUUGCAAGGACUAGAUGUCUGAGUGAGUGUUGUCUCAUACUGUAGAUGUCUGAGUGUCAGUGUUCUGUGUGUCUCUGCUACAGUAACCAGGCGGUGAGGAUGUUGGAGUGUAGAGACAAGCCCACACCAGACAUGUUUGGAGAGUUGCUCCGCAACGCCAGCACCGUCGGAGACCUACGCAACUGUCCGGUGAGUUUUGCAGAGGCGUAUGAGGUUAAUCCGAGGAAUGAUUAUUGCUGGUUGAAAACUUAACCCAUACUAGCACACUAUACCUUACCAUACCAUAGACCAGGGUGUCCCAACCACCGGGCCCCGGACCGGUACCGAGGCCGCAGAGUGUUUGCUAACAGGCCACCGGGCCUUGGCAUAAAAAUAAGAAUAUAGAUUUCUCCCCUAGCACACGGGACGGGUAAUCAAUUAACUCACCGCAGCCCAUUCUGCGAGCCAGUCGCUAAUUUCUUACUCCCUGAAGCAUAGAAAUAACACAUGCUGAUUGGAUAUGCAUCAAGUCUCUUACAUUCUAUAAUUAUAAUAUAAUAUGCCAUUUAGCAGACGCUUUUAUCCAAAGCGACUUACAGUCAUGUGUGCAUACAUUUUUAGGUAUGGGUGGUCCCGGGGAUCGAACCCACUACCCUGGCGUUACAAGCGCCAUGCUCUACCAAUUGAGCUACAGAGGACCACAAUACUGACAGUAGCCACCUAAACUUUUCAAUGUGAGAGUGCCGUUGUAGUUACAGUAGCAAGUUUUACAUGGACAUGGAUGAUAUGCAAUUUCCAAAAACAUGAAUGUCACAGCAUUCUACACUGAACAAAAAUAUAUACACAAAACAUGUAAAGUGUUGGUCCCAUGUUUCAUUAACUGAAAUAAAAUAUCCCAGAAAUGUUCCAUACUCACAAAAAGCUUAUUUCUCACAUCACUGUUAGUGAGCAUUUAUUUGCCAAGAUAAUCCAUCUAUCUGACAGGUGUGGCAUAUCAAGAAGCUGAUUAAACAUCAUGAUCAUUACACAGGUGCACCUUGUGCUGGGACAAUAAAAGGCCACUUUAAAAUGUGCAGUUUUGUCACACAACACAAUGCCACAGAUGUCUCAAGUUUUGAGGGAGCGUGCAAUUGGCAUGCUGACUCCAGGAAUGUCCACCAGAGCUGUUGCCAGAGAAUGUAAUGUUAAUUUCUCUAUCAUAAGCCGCCUCCAAUGUUGUUUUAGAGAAUUUGGCAGUAUGUCCAACCAGCCUCACAACCGCAGACCACGUGUAUGGCGUCGUGUGGGCGAGGGGUUUGCUGAUGUCAAUGUUGUGAACAGAGUGCCCCAUAGUGGCGGUGGGGUUAUUGUUUGGGCAGGCAUAAGCUAUAGACAACGAACACAAUUGCAUUUUAUUGAGAUACCGUGACGAGAUCCUGAGGCCCAUUGUCGUGCCAUUCAUCCGCCGCCAUCACCUCAUGUUUCAGCAUGAUAAUACACGGAUCUGUACACAAUUCCUGGAAGCUGAAAAUGUCCCAGUUCUUCCAUGGCCUGCAUUCUCACCAGACAUGUCUCCCAUUGAGCAUGUUUGGGAUGCUUUGGAUCGACGUGUACGACAGCGUGUUCCAGUUCCCGCCAACAUCCAGCAACUUUGCACAGCCAUUAAAAAGGAGUGGGACAACAUUCCACCGGCCACAAUCAACAGCCUGAUCAACUCUAUGCGAAGGAGAUGUGUCGCGCUGCAUGAGGCAAAUGGUGGUCACACCAGAUACUGACUGGUUUUCUGAUCCAUGCCGCUACCUUUUCUUUAAGGUAUCUGUGGCCAACAGAUACAUAUCUGUAUUCCCAGUCAUGUGAUAUCCAUAAAUUAGGGCCUAAUGAAUUUAUUUCAAUUGACUGAUUUCCUCAUAUGAACUGUAACUCAGUAAAAUCUUUGAAAUUGUUGCAUGUUGCGUUUAUAUUUUUGUUCAGUGUAUUGCAUUUAUAUUCACCACAUAUUAUUGCUUAUGGUGGUGAAAAUUGUCUGAUUAUUCAUAUGUCCUGUAGCCACCUUUGGGUUAUUCUUCAGUCAAGGAAAAUAAAUGUACUCUCACACAUGCGCAUGCACAGACACACAAUCUAACUGAGGCUUGUAUUGAGUGUUGGCCGACUGGUUCAGCGGAACUCCAUGGCUUCUAGAGUGGCAGUAAACAACAUUCGGAGUCCUCAGUGCUCCGACUGUAAUAUCUCUGGGUUAGAAACUGAACUGAAAGGACCAGGGUGGCUCAACAUGAGCAGCUCAAAGUAUUAGCUUUGAAAAUGUAACCCAUAUGAAAUCUCUGUCAGACAUGACUCUUAUUAUUCUGAUACUCCCUUCCAGCUUUAUCUUAUCAAACAUUAAAGCCUCUAAAGUACCAUAAGGUAAACAUUAGAGUCUACAUAAAUAUAACGAGCUCACACAGUGUUGUACAAAUUAGAAAUUUUUCAGAACUGUAUUUUUUUCCCACUAAGUAUUGGCUGACUCUGAGGCUUCUACCGCUGGUCUGUGUGUGAGAAACCCCAGUGCUCUCAUGUUCUCUGAGAAAGUCUCCUCUGUUUAUGGCAAAUUUGGCGUGUGCACAAUCGCUGCCUUCAGGGGGCCUGCCGCCUGCCUGUUUCCAGCCUCACUUCUGGGAAACGAGGUCAAGAUGGCAGGUGCAUGCGGUGACAUGCGUCCCUCUCCCCACGCAAACACACACAUACAAACACACACAGACACACAAACACACACAUACAAACACACACAUACAAACACACACAUACCGCUCUGGCCAAAUCAGCUCUAUGAAAGGAGUCCUGUGGUAACCUUCUCUUAAGGACCCCCACAUGCUGCUAGGCCCAGUGUGGCCCAGUGUGUGGGUAGAGUGUAUGUGUAAAGGAAGGUUGGCUCUCUGUGACAGGCAUAGAAGUGACACUUGAAUUGGGGGAUGUCAUUGUCAGGACUUGGCCUACAGCCAGCUGACCUUUUCAGACACAGCUCACUGUGAGGGCUGCCUUGAAAUGAACCAUCGUCAAUGCUGAACUAGCUAAAUGGAUAAAGAUCACUGUCCACUCAGUACGUAAUGAGUCAUGGUAGACUUUGCUUGAGGAUUUUUUUGUUUGUUAGAUGAUUUUGUGUUUAUUUUUGUGAUUUAUUACGCUCAAUUUACCUUCUGUCUCUCCCAUUCCAUCUCUUGCCCCCUACCUUUCUUCUCCCCCCUCCUCUUCACACACUCUCUUCUUCCCUCUCUCUCCUUCUUCCCUCUCUCCUCCUUCCCUCCCUACCUUCAGAGUAACUGUGGGGAGAAGCUGCGUAUCCGUCGGGUGCUGAUGAACUCUCCAGAGAUCAUCACUAUAGGUCUGGUGUGGGACUCUGACCACUCAGACCUGGCAGAGGAUGUCAUCCACAGCCUGGGCACCUGCCUGCGCCUGGGGGAUGUAAGACACAUGCGCACAUGCGCACACACAAACACACAUACACAGAGACACACACACUCACUCUUAAAGUUUACUUUACAAGAUGCCACAAAGUUAGACUGUACUGGGUUUGCAUGUGCUGUAAUGUUUCUAGCCCCUGCCACCAUCCAUCUGUCCUCUCCCUGUCCCCCACAGCUCUUCUACAGAGUGACUGAUGACAAGGCCAAGCAGACAGAGCUCUACCUGGUGGGCAUGGUGUGUUACUACGGCAAGCACUACUCCACCUUCUUCUUCCAGACCAAGAUACGCAAGUGGAUGUACUUUGACGACGCACAUGUCAAGGAGGUAAAAAACGAAUACCAAAUCGACCCGGGUGAAAGGCUCCAGAAGUUGCCCUUAUCCACAGAUCUAGGAUUAGAUUACUUUACCCCUAAUUCUAACCAUAACCAUUAUGAUGAAAAAAUAUCUGACCCUGUGUCAGUGGUUAGGGGCAACUUUUACCUACUCUGUGUUAGGCAUGGGCAUGAGUAAUCGAGUACUCGAACGGACGUCAAAGCUCAAUCUUCAACCAGAGGUCUAAUUAUUUUCAAAUACUGUAAAACUAUUUGGUGGAAUGUGCUUUGUGGCUGCCUGAACGGCCAAGUAAAAUUCUGUCUUGAAGACAAUGUUACUUUGCUUUACAUCACACAGUUCUUCUCCCUAAAUUCCCUUUCCCCUCUGUGUCUUAUUCACUCAAUUGCAUUCCGACCGCUCCCUACACACCCGUGCUGAGUGCGCACACAAGCUCCCGUUAGGCCUACAGAAAUAAAUACCUAUAAAACGUAUCUAACUGAUAGGAUACACAAACUACAUUCCUUGAGAAAUGAUGACAGUUUUAUCAUUAAUUCUAACUGGACUGCUUGAUUGAAGUAGGAAAAUAUGUGUUCCAACAACGAGCUUCAGUUUCUGAAUAAUUGCGUCCUGUCUAUUUUCUGCUUAGGCUACUUUGCGAACUGCCAUUUAGAGUUGGUUAGCCUAGGCUAUAACUCCCCUAAACAUAGACAGGUUCCACACUGAAAAUACGCAAAAACAUUAGUUUGAUAAAGACAAAGAGCAUAUUUUCCUCAGAAUCAUUAAGCAUAGGCCUAACUCACCAAACAGAUGGCAUUGCCAUGCAGUGUUCAAUGUGAAAUUGUUAAUCUAUUUACAAAAUUCCAAAGAACAGGCAGAAUAAACUAAAUCGAAUGUAUGUAUAUCGAAAAGAAAACAGAUUUUGGUUUGUAACCCAGAAUUCUUUCUUCUUUCAACUCGCCAAAUUGAGCCCUGCUUCAAAUGAUCACUUUUUGAGAAUAACCGUUCCAGAUUCGAGAUGCGCAUCACUUCGCACUGGCAGCUUUUUUCAUUUGGAAAAAUAUUCUGUUAUAUUACAUCAUGUUUUUUACUAUAAAAUAGGUGUCUUGACUGUGAUAAGGGCUUGGGAAAUAAGACCGUCUUGUCUGCUAAAUUAACGAAACAAAGCUAUGCCAUUGCACAGCCAUAGGCUUCUACAAGCAAGCACCACUGCUGAGGUCACUGCCUUUUUGAAGAUUGUGUUCCACUAUAUAAUAUAACCAGUUGAUAUUACGGUUUCAAUAAAUUAAUCUUAAAUAGCAAUUGCUUUUUUAUUGACUACAUAUGUAUGGUGCAAUUUAGCAAUUAGGAUUUGUUAUCUCUAAUAGUUAUGAUAAAUUAGGCAUUGUUGCGUACUGUUGGUAUAGGCCUAUAGAUACAGUGGCUUGCGAAAGUAUUCACCCCCCUUAGCAUUUUUCCUAUUUUGUUGCCUUACAACCUGGAAUUAAAAUUGAUUUUUUGGGGGUUUGCAUCAUUUGAUUUACACAACAUGCCACUUUGAAGAUGCAAAAUAUAUUUUUUUGUGAAACAAACAAGAAAUAAGACAAAAAAACUGAAAACUUGAGCGUGUAUAACUAUUCACCCCCCAAAGUCAAUACUUUGUAGAGCCACCUUUUGCAGCAAUUACAGCUGCAAGUCUCUUGGGGUAUGUCUCUAUAAGCUUGGCACAUCUAGCUACUGGGAUUUUUUCCCAUUCUUCAAGGCAAAACUGCUCCAGCUCCUUCAAGUUGGAUGGGUUCCGCUGGUGUACAGCAAUCUUUAAGUCAUACCACAGAUUCUCAAUUAGAUUGAGGUCUGGGCUUUGACUAGGCCAUUCCAAGACAUUUAAAUGUUUCCCCUUAAACAACUCAAGUGUUGCUUUAGCAGUAUGCUUAGGGUCAUUGUCCUGCUGGAAUGUGAACCUCCGUCCCAGUCUCAAAUCUCUGGAAGACUGAAACAGGUUUCCCUCUAGAAUUUCCCUGUAUUUAGCGCCAUCCAUCAUUCCUUCAAUUCUGACCAGUUUCCCAGUCCCUGCCGAUGAAAAACACCCCCACAGCAUGAUGCUGCCACCACCAUGCUUCACUGUGGGGGGGAUGGUGUUCUCGAUGUGAUGAGAGGUGUUGGGUUUGCGCCAGACAUAGCGUUUUCCUUGAUGGCCAAAAAGGUCAAUUUUAGUCUCAUCUGACCAGAGUACCUUCUUCCAUAUGUUUGGGGAGUCUCCCACAUACCUUUUGGCGAACACCAAACGUGUUUGCUUAUUUUUUUCUUUAAGCAAUGGCUUUUUUCUGGCCACUCUUCCGAGUGUACGGCUUAAAGGGGUCCUAUGGACAGAUACUCCAAUCUCCGCUGUGGAGCUUUGCAGCUCUUUCAUGGUUAUCUUUGGUCUUUUUGUUGCCUCUCUGAUUAAUGCCCUCCUUGCCUGGCCCGUGAGUUUUGGUGGGCAGCCCUCUCUUGGCAGGUUUGUUGUGGUGCCAUAUUCUUUCAAUUUUUUAAUAAUGGAUUUAAUGGUGCUCCGUGGGAUGUUCAGUGUCUGAUAUUUUUUUAUAACCCAACCCUGAUCUGUACUUCUCCACAACUUUGUCCCUGACCUGUUUGGAGGGCUCCUUGGUCUUCAUGGUGCCACUUGCUAGGUGGUGCCCCUUGCUUAGUGGUGAUUCAGACUCUGGGGCCUUUCAGAACAGGUGUAUAUACAGUGGGGGAAAAAAGUAUUUAGUCAGCCACCAAUUGUGCAAGUUCUCCCACUUAAAAAGAUGAGAGAGGCCUGUAAUUUUCAUCAUACGUACACGUCAACUAUGACAGACAAAUUGAGAGAAAAAAAUCCAGAAAAUCACAUUGUAGGAUUUUUAAUGAAUUUAUUUGCAAUUUAUGGUGGAAAAUAAGUAUUUGGUCACCUACAAACAAGCAAGAUUUCUGGCUCUCACAGACCUGUAACUUCUUCUUUAAGAGGCUCCUCUGUCCUCCACUCGUUACCUGUAUUAAUGGCACCUGUUUGAACUUGUUAUCAGUAUAAAAGACACCUGUCCACAACCUCAAACAGUCACACUCCAAACUCCACUAUGGCCAAGACCAAAGAGCUGUCAAAGGACACCAGAAACAAAAUUGUAGACCUGCACCAGGCUGGGAAGACUGAAUCUGCAAUAGGUAAUCAGCUUGGUUUGAAGAAAUCAACUGUGGGAGCAAUUAUUAGGAAAUGGAAGACAUACAAGACCACUGAUAAUCUCCCUCGAUCUGGGGCUCCACGCAAGAUCUCACCCCAUGGGGUCAAAAUGAUCACAAGAACGGUGAGCAAAAAUCCCAGAACCACACGGGGGGACCUAGUGAAUGACCUGCAGAGAGCUGGGACCAAAGUAACAAAGCCUACCAUCAGUAACACACUAUGCCGCCAGGGGCUCAAAUCCUGCAGUGCCAGACGUGUCCCCCUGCUUAAGCCAGUACAUGUCCAGGCCCGUCUGAAGUUUACUAGAGUGCAUUUGGAUAAUCCAGAAGAGGAUUGGGAGAAUGUCAUAUGGUCAGAUGAAACCAAAAUAUAACUUUUUGGUAAAAACUCAACUUGUCGUGUUUGGAGGACAAAGAAUGCUGAGUUGCAUCCAAAGAACACCAUACCUACUGUGAAGCAUGGGGGUGGAAACAUCAUGCUUUGGGGCUGUUUUUCUGCAAAGGGACCAGGACGACUGAUCCGUGUAAAGGAAAGAAUGAAUGGGGCCAUGUAACGUGAGAUUUUGAGUGAAAACCUCCUUCCAUCAGCAAGGGCAUUGAAGAUGAAACGUGGCUGGGUCUUUCAGCAUGACAAUGAUCCCAAACACACCGCCUGGGCAACGAAGGAGUGGCUUCGUAAGAAGCAUUUCAAGGUCCUGGAGUGGCCUAGCCAGUCUCCAGAUCUCAACCCCAUAGAAAAUCUUUGGAGGGAGUUGAAAGUCUGUGAUGCCCAGCGACAGCCCCAAAACAUCACUGCUCUAGAGGAGAUCUGCAUGGAGGAAUGGGACAAAAUACCAGCAACAGUGUGUGAAAACCUUGUGAAGACUUACAGAAAACGUUUGACCUGUGUCAUUGCCAACAAAGGGUAUAUAACAAAGUAUUGAGAAACUUUUGUUAUUGACCAAAUACUUAUUUUCCACCAUAAUUAGCAAAUAAAUUCAUAAAAAAUCCUACAAUGUGAUUUUCUGGAUUUUUUUUCCUCAUUUUGUCUGUCAUAGUUGACGUUUACCUAUGAUGAAAAUUACAGGCCUCUCUCAUCUUUUUAAGUGGGAGAACUUGCACAAUUGGUGGCUGACUAAAUACUUUUUUUCCCCACUGUAUACUGAGAUCAUGUGACAGAUCAUGUGACACUUAGAUUGCACACAGGUGGACUUUAUUUAACUAAUUAUGUGACUUCUGAAGGUAAUUGGUUGCACCAGAUCUUACUUAGGGGCUUCAUAGCAAAUGGGAUGAAUACAUAUGCACGCACCACGUUAUUUAUUUUUUAGACGUUUUUGAAAGAAGUUAUUUUUUUCAUUUCACUUCACUAAUUUGGACUAUUUUGUGUAUGUCCAUUACAUGAAAUCCAAAUAAAAAUCCAUUUAAAUUACAGGUUGUAAUGCAACAAAAUAGGAAAAACGCCAAGGGGGAUGAAUAAUUUUGCAAGGCACUGUAAUUGCGCACAUAUUUUUUUCACAGUGUGGGCCUUGUGUUUUAAAUAUGUAUUUUGAGAACUCGAACAGUCAAAAAAUGUCAAAUGCCCAUCCUAACUCUGUGUGAAUGUAUUUUUUGAAUGUUUACUGCGUAGUUUCUGUGUUUGUAGUAAGAAAUCAUACAAGUUGUGUUUGGCUAUGCUGUGCUCCUCACUUGGAUGAUGUUACUGUGAGAUGAACAUGAGCUAUACAGGUGUUUUUUCAGAAUCCUCUCAGAUAUGAAUCCUCCAUCUUAUAUGUUAAUGUCUCUGUCUCUCUGUCUCUCUCUCUCUCUCUCUCUCUCUCUCUCACGUUGCUGUGUCAAGAGGGAGAGGAUAUUAAUCUUUUAACAGCGAAAUACCUAAUGUUUUCUUUCAUUGCUAAACAGUGGCCUGGCCCGUCGGCUCUAUUCUAAGCCCUCUGUCUCUCUCUGUGUGUGUUUAUUGCUCAUUUCACCGCAGCGCCAUUAGUUUACGUUGACUCACUGACGGGCUGGGGGUGUUUUUGUUCCAUUUUUUAUCUGUGACAUAGUUGUCAUGACAGCCAAAGGAAGGAUGGUUGUCAUAGGAGUAGUUUAGUUUAGGGGCAAUUUCACAGUAACGGAAUUACGCUGAGACUGCUUUGAACAAUUUAUACAGUAAAACAAAAAAAAUACAUUUACUGGAAAGUUCCAUUUACAGUUCUUCCUGUAAAUGGGUUUUUGUCAAAUGUUCAGUGGAAAUUGUUAAAAGUGGUCCUUGUGCAUAGAGUUUUCUAUAGUUUGUUAAACUUUGAAAUCAAUGGUUUUUGUUUGGUAUACAUUUUAAAGUGAAAAAUAUCAGCGUAAUUCUGUUACCAAUGGAAUUGCCCUUAGUCAACUUUAUUAUCCUACGGUGGAUAUUCACGCCAUACAAAAAUGACAAUAUAAACAACAAUCAACAUGUAUGUACAGGUAUUCAUGCAGAGAAACAUGUAACCUGCCACAGUCUUUAUCAUGGACAAUGAGAGGUCUGCAGAGUUUCUGAGGACCUCAAAGCCUGUCACAUGAGGUCAAAUGGAUGAACUCUGAUUGGUGGUUCACACUUCAGCAGUGUUGUGACCAGUCAUGGGUGUGAGUACUGAUUGGCUUCUCCUGAAGUUCCAGGUCAGGUCCCCUCUCCCAGUGUGACGAGGUGUGUGAGCAACGAGCAGAGGCGUUAGUUAGUUAGUUCCACACGCCUGGCCUGCUGACCCAGCUGUGGUGUAUCUUUCUCAGCCCCUCUCCUGGGGGGAGGAAAUGACACACAGCUCUGUGGGCACCGGGCCGCCCCCCCCCCCCCCCCCACCCCCCCCCCCUCCCCACUGCUCUGGCUCUCUGCUAUCUUUUUCCCCUCUUCUCUCUCUACCAAGUCCUCCCCCCUCCCCCACUGGUCUGGGUCUCUCUCAUCUCCUUUCUGACAUCCCUUCUUCCCUUUUCCCCCUCCUCUAUCCUUUAUCUUCUCCCCACUUUUCCCAUCUCCCUUCUCUCCUCUCUAUCCUAUCAUUGCUUUAGUCUCAUAAUGGCUGUGCUGUACAUUCACUCCUGGACAGUUGCACACAACGCAGCUCUCUCUCUCUCUCUCUCUCUCUCUCUCUCUCUCUCUCUCUCUCUCUCUCUCUCUCUGUGUGUGUCUCUGUCUGUAAAGCCGGUACAUGAGCCAGUGAGGGUUUGAACAAAAGUGGCCUGAAAACAAGGAUAUCCUUCCAUUGUUUAUCUGGACAGGAGGGCGUGGCCAAUACAGAGCCAGAGCACAGCGACCACCACUGUAGACACACACACACACACGUACACACUUUGCUGAUACGUCGGUGUUGUGCUGUUACUGAUUCCUGUGCUGAGUGAGAGCAGAGCGUUCAUCGUACGUUUGGAAAACCAGGUUGAGGUAAGAUGGGGUUGGAAAAUGGGAGGGAAAGACUUCGCUUGAUAACAACUUCCCUCCUGACUCUUUUGGUUCCCUCCCCUCUGGCGCUUACAGAGUCAGUUAAUGUUAGCCAGUAAAUAUUGGACUGUAAAUGUUGUCUUGACUAACUCUCAUUCUUAUGUGAGCUCACUCGCAUCGCUCUGUGUGUAAUUUUCUGGAUGUUUCUCUUUCCCAACAGUUUGAAAUUCACAUUAGGGAUGAGCUGAAUACUCACAUCUAACCACCAUUAUUUUGAGUUCCCUGGAAAGUUGUGACAGAGUUUCCUUCUCUUCCUGGUAGAUUGGACCCAAGUGGAAGGACGUGGUGUCACGGUGCAUCAAGGGCCACUACCAGCCCCUGCUACUGUUAUACGCUGACCCCCGGGGGACGCCCGUGUCAGUGCAGGACCUGCCCUCCCGCCUGGACCUGCACCACUUCAACAAGGCUUACUACGACAGCGAGGACUCGGGUACGAGACGCCUCGCUUCACACAAGAUCAGUGCUACACACACAGGAUGGCUGUUACAUACUACACCUGGGUUCAAAUAGUAUUUGUUUUCUUUCAAAUGAAACUAAUGGAAUAGUCCCCAAAUUGCAAACCCUGCCCAUCUGGUACUCCGGCUUGUGUCGUCCCAUUAUCUCUGCAGGCUGUCUGUGUCUGUUCCAUUGUCAUGGUGAUGUGUUUUGCUUAUCAUGUGUUGUCAUCAGGCCGAGAGCCGUCCAUCUCCAGUGACACUCGCACUGACUCGUCGACAGACAGCUACUCCUACAAGCACUCCCACUCCCACCAUGAGUCCAUGGCCAGCCACUUCUCCUCCGACUCCCAGGGAACCAUAAUCUGUAACCCGGACAAUGAUGCAGCCUCCCACAGCAGCCUGGAGACCCCAGGUAGGAGGAGGAGGAAUACAGGGGUGACAUACACACACAGACAGGAUAUAUAUACUAGGACUGUCCCAGACAAAAAAAAUGUUGGUCGACCGAAAGUCGUCUGUUCUUUCGACAUUUUUAAACGUGUAUUUUUCCAUAUACAGUAUAGACACACCCUAUGUGUUUUAAUCAAAUCAACUAUAUGCUUGUCUGAUGCUUUAAGUGAACUGUUUGAUGAAAUAAGACACAAAUGACUCAAGAGGGAGCCAGAGAUCAAGAUAACCAUAAGGGAAAAAACGUAUUAACCUGACCCGACCAUCCUCCUCCAGUUCCUGCUUGCUUUCUACUUUCCUGAAGUUGCCGGUAAUAGGCUACACCAGGAGUCGGCAACCUUUCUCAUGUGGAAUGCCAAUUUAUCUUACAAUUUGUACCGAUCUGCGUGCCAGUUGUGGUUUUCAUAUGUACAUUUCCGUUGAACAGUUUCAUUUAAUUUAUAAUAAUGUCUUCGUAUCUCAAAAUCGUUGCCAUAUGGUUAAUCAAAAUUCUAUCCAAAUCUAAAUGAAAAUUAUACAAACCUAAAAAGUAACUUCUAUUGCCAUUGCCAACUAUGUAAACAUAGCCUACAUAAAGCCAACAAAUAAAAACAUUGCAGCCUGCAGGUAGAAAAUAUCCUGAUAAAAGUGAAUUAUCGUAUAAAUCACAUUGGCUACGCAUGGCCUGUCUGCAACGAACUUGAAACAUUGUAUCAACUAUUAACUUGGGUCAGGCCUGAAGCUUGUGCUAGCAAACUUGCAACAUUGAAUAAAAUAUUCUGGGCCCUCAGAGUUUCCAGCGCCAGUGAGCUCGGGAUAGACACAGCUGUAGGCUUUUGCGCAAGGGAUAAGAGCUCAUCAGGUAGGCCUAUUUUAUGAAGUUUCCACUGGAUCAGAGUAUGACAUUUUUCCAUUCAUGCUGAGUGGUUAUCGAAAGGGAGAGAGCUGGAAAUAUUUUAAAGAUACAUUGAGGAACUAUUGUCAUUCUCAAUGGAUGUAAAAACAGACUUUGUUUGCUUGUUUGAGGUGAAGAAAACAUUACUUUGAGAAGCUCCACAGCUCAUUAGUGGUGGCGCAUUAAGCCAAUCAGAAAUACUAUCAGAUCCCCAAAUGGGCACAUUUAUAUAUGCCUACAUUUGCACGCAGGCCAGGUAGCCAAUAGGCCUACUUCUAUGUGUAAUCAGGUGUGCGUCCUUACUCAGCAUUGACAGUAGCGCUCCAAACAAAAGACAAUGACUGAAUUGACAAAACUCGUAAAUGGAAUGAAAUAAACCAACUUGUUUCUCACAAGUGUAGCAUAGGUUGUGCACUCUGCACACAACGUGUCCACUCUGACAAUGAGAAUGGUAAAAGACUGGAAUAAUAAUAUAUUGAAUGGAUUAACAGAAAUUACCAUAACCAAACAAACAUUGUAGAUUAGAAAUUAUAGGAAUUAACGGUAAAUGUACUACUGGUGAUAUACACUACCAGUCAAAAGUUUGGACACACCUACUCAUUCAAGGGUUUUUCUUUAUUUUGACUAUUUUCUGCAUUGUAGAAGUGUGCUUUGCACACUCUUGGCAUUCUCUCAACCAUCUUCACCUGGAAUGCUUUUCCAACAGUCUUGAAGGAGUUCUCACAUAUGUUGACCACUUGUUGGCUGCUUUUCCUUCACUCUGCGGUCCGACUCAUCCCAAACCAUCUCAAUUGGGUUGAGGUCGGGGGAUUGUGGAGGCCAGGUCCUCUGAUGCAGCACUCCAUCACUCUCCUUCUUGAUCAAAUAGCCCUUACACAGCCUGGAGGUGUUUUGGGUCAUUGUCCUGUUGAAAAACAAAUUAUAGUCCCACUAAGCCCAAACCAGAUGGGAUGGCAUAUGCUGGUUAAGUGUGCCUUGAAUUCUAAAUAAAUCACAGACAGCGUCACUAGCAAAGCACCCCCACACCAUAACACCUCCUCCUCCAUGCUUUACGGUGGGAAAUACACAUGCAGAGAUCAUCCGUUCACAACCACCGCGUCUCACAAAGACAUGGCGGUUGGAACCAAAAAUAUCAAAUUUGGACUCCAGACUAAAGGACACAUUUCCACCGGUCUAAUGUCCAUUGCUUGUGUUUCUUGGCCCAAGCAAGUCCCUUCUUCUUAUUGGUGUCCUUUAGUAGUGGUUUCUUUGCAGCAAUUCGACCAUGAAGGCCUGAUUCACACAGUCUCCUCUGAACAGUUGAUGUUGAGAUGUGUCUGUUACUUGAACUCUGUGAAGCAUUUAUUUGGGCUGCAAUUUCGGAGGCUGGUAACUCUAAUGAACUUAUCCUCUGCAGCAGAGGUAACUCUGGGUCUUCCAUUCCUGUGGCAGUCCUCAUGAGAGCCAGUAUCAUCAUAGCGCUUGAUGGUUUUUGUGACUGCACUUGAAGAAACUUUCAAAGUUCUUGAAAUGAUCUGUAUUGACUGACCUUCAUGUCUUAAGGUAAUGAUGGACUGUCGUUUCUCUUUGCUUAUUUGAGCUGUUCUUGCCAUAAUAUGGACUUGGUCUUUUACCAAAUAGGGCUAUCUUCUGUAUACCCCCUUACCUUGUCAAAACACAACUGAUUGGUUCAAAAGCAUUAAGAAGGAAGGAAAUGCCACAAAUAAACUUUUAAGAAGGCACACCUGUUCAUUGAAAUGCAUUCCAGGUGACUACCUCAUGAAGCUGGUUGAGAGAAUUCCAAGAGUGUGCAAAGCCGUCAUCAAGGCAAAGGGUGGCUACUUUGAAGAAUCUCAAAUAUAAAAUAUAUUUUGUUUUGUUUAACACUUUUUUGGUUACUACAUGAUUCCAUAUGUGUUAUUUCAUAGUUUUGAUGUCAUCACUACUAUUCUACAAUGUAAAAAAUAGUAAAAAGAAAAGAAAAACCCUUGAAUGAGUAGGUGUGUCCAAACAUUUGACUCCCACGCAUAUACACAGACUAAGCUAUAUAUUUAUUCAUGCUUUUACCUUGCACACAUGCAACUACUUAGGAUUAAGCAUGUAAUGCUUACCCAAACAUACUGAGACAUAUUUGUAAGUACUGUAUAGAGGAUUAAAGCCACAGCCAUUACCCAAUCAUGUUGAUCAUUGAUCAUGUGUCAUCAUGUCUCUCAUGUCCUAACCACAUAAACGGUCAUUGAAAAUGUCCUCCCCCACUUCUCGUUGUUGCUAAGGCCAAGUGGCGGACAGUGGGUCAGUGCAGUGCCACUCUCUGAGGAAAGGCGGGACAGUGGACAGAAAGGGCGGGGCCAGUGACAGGAGGCGGAGCUCUAGUCGUCCACGGCGACUUGAGGAGAGGAGCCGGGGCUCUAAGACUGACGAGGCCACGUCGGCAGGUUACCACAGCGAGGGUACGCAGGAACCAAUCACACGGCAGAACUAGGAGACUAGGGACCAAUCACAUGGCAGAGCCAGGGGACAAGUGACCUAUGACAGAAGGGCAUGAUGACUCAGGAGACUAUAUACUGUAUCUAGCAACUUAGACUUCAUCAGAAUCAGUGCCUCAGUAGUUCAAAAUAUUUUGGUUUUAGAAAUUUAACCAGAAGAUCAGAAUCAGGUACAGGAGUAGGGUAUCGUGUAGUAUACAAAAAUAUGUGUGUCCUUACCAUUUUAUUUUGUUCUGUCCAGUUAUCAGUUAUCACCAAAGUUGUCACUCACGUUGCACUUUCAGCCCAUUAUUUUCUUGCUUUUUCCACCUCCCCCAUCAACACAUGACAUCACACUACUAAUGUCUUUAUCUCCCACUCUCUCUCUGUCUCCCUCCCUCCAUCUCACUCCUCUUUUCUCCCCUCUCUCCCUGGUUUCUAGGUGAGACUCUGAAAGAGCAGCAGGCACCUCGCACCGCAACCAAGUCCUCCUCCUCCAGUCGACUGAGGGACUUCAAGGAGACCAUGAGCAACAUCAUCCACAGCCGGCCCCUCUCCGCCUCUUCCUCGGGCUCCGGGGCCCUUGGGGGUCUAAGGGUUGAGCCGGGGGCCACCACCAAGUCAAGAGACUGGGAGGCCGACAGCACCAGCAGUGAGUCCAAGUCAAGCUCCUCUGGGGGACGCUACAGACCGGCCUGGAGGCCCCGGAGAGAGGUCCUCAAUAUAGACAGCAUCUUCAGCAGGGAGAAACGCAAACAGGCCGGGUAUAGUCCCCUAGGGGCCACCCUGCCUGAAGACAGUGGGGCCCCAGCCGAGGGCCCCACAGGGUCACUCACUGGAAAAGGACAGGAGCCCUUUGGUAAUAUGGCCUCCUCCUGGACCCUGCCGACCCCCAGGGGCCAUAACAUGGAGCAGCAGCCCCCCAGGCUCAUCCAGAGGAUGGAGAGCGGCUAUGAGAGCAGCGAGAGGAACAGUAACAGUCCUGUCAGCCUGGACAUGCCUCUCGGCGAGGGACCCAAUUCUGCUAAUGCACACAGGUACAGUAGAGUAUAUACAGUUGAAGUCAGAAGUUUACAUACACCUUAGCCAAAUACAUUUAAACUCAGUUUUUCACAAUUCCUGACAUUUAAUCCUAGUAAAAAUUCCCGGUCUUAGGUCAGUUAGGAUCACCACUUCAUUUUAAGAAUGUGAAAUGUCAGAAUAAUAGAGUGAAUGAUUUAUUUCAGCUUUUAUUUCUUUCAUCACAUUCCCAGUGGUUCAGAAGUUUCCAUACACUCAAUUAGUAUUUGGUAGCAUUGCCUUUAAAUUGUUUAACUUGGGUCAAACGUUUCGGGUAGCCUUCCACAAGCUUCCCACAAUAAAUUGGGUGAAUUUUGGCCCAUUCCUCCUGACAGAGCUGGUGUAACUGAGUCAGGUUUGUAGGCCACCUUGCUCGCACACGCUUUUUCAGUUCUGCCCACAAAUGUUCUAUAGGAUUGAGGUCAGGGCUUUGUGAUGGCCAUUCCAAUACCUUGACUUUGUUGUCCUUAAGCCAUUUUGCCACAACUUUGGAAGUAUGCUUGGGGUCAUUGUUCAUUUGGAAGACCCAUUUGCGACCAAGCUUUAACUUCCUGACUGAUGUCUUGAGAUUUUGCUUCAAUAUAGCCACAUAAUUGUCCUUCCUCAUGAUGCCAUCUAUUUUGUGAAGUGCACCAGUCACUCCUGCAGCAAAGCACCCCCACAGCAUGAUGCUGCCACCCCCAUGCUUCACGGUUGGGAUGGUGUUCUUCGGCUUGCAAGAGUCCCCCUUUUUCCUUCAAACAUAACGAUGGUCAUUAUGGCCAAACAGUUAUAUUUUUGUUUCAUCAGACCAGAGGACAUUUCUCCAAAAAGUACGAUCUUUGUCCCCGUGUGUAGUUGCAAACCGUAGUCUGACUUUUUUAUGGCGGUUUUGGAGCAGUGGCUUCUUCCUUGCUGAGCGGCCUUUCAGGUUAUGUCGAUAUAGGACUCGUUCUACUGUGGAUAUAGAUACUUUUGCACAUGUUUCCUCCAGCAUCUUCAAAAGGUCCUUUGCUGUUGUUCUGGGAUUGAUUUGCACUUUUCGCACCAAAGUACGUUAAUCUCUAGGAGACAGAACGCGUCUCCUUCCUGAGCGGUAUGAUGGCUGCGUGGUCACAUGGUGUUUAUACUUGCGUACUAUUGUUUGUACAGAUGAACGUGGUACCUUCAGGCGUUUGGAAAUUGCUUCCAAGGAUGAACCAGACUUGUGGAGGUCUACAAUUAUUUUUUCUGAGGUCUUGGCUGAUUUCUUUUGAUUUUCCCAUGAUGUCAAGCAAAGAGGCACUGAGUUGGAAGGUAGGCCUUGAAAUACAUCCACAGGUACACCUCCAAUUGACUCAAAUGAUGUCAAUUAGCCUAUCAGAAGCUUCUAAAGCCAUGACAUACUUUUCUGGAAUUUUCCAAGCUGUUUAAAGGCACAGUCAACUUAGUGUGUGUAAACUUCUGACCCACUGGAAUUGUAAUACUGUGAAUUAUAAGUGAAAUAAUCUGUCUGUAAACAAUUGUUGGAAAAAUUACUUGUGUCAUGCACAAAGUAGAUGUCCUAACCGACUUGCCAAAACGAUAGUUUGUUAACAAGAAAUUUGUGGAGUGGUUGAAAAAUGAGUUUUAAUGACUCCAACCUAAGUGUAUGUAAACUUCCGACUUCAACUGUACAUACUGCUAGGACCGCUAUGAAAGAUUCCAGAUGAUCGUAACUCACAUAUCCGAAAAGGGUAGACUCACACAGGGACAUGAUGAACUGCAUAUGGUAUGGCUGACCUCUCUGUCUGUCUCUCUGUGUGUGUUUCUCAGGGACACCGGUCUGAAGAAGCCCUCCAGCUCCAGCUCAGGUCCAUCAUGGCGCACCGUGCCCAAGUCUAAGAGCAGCAGUGCUCUCCUGCAGGAUGUCAAGGCUUCAUGCAGGGGCAACAGCCACAUAAGCCUGGGUAGGUCUGAGUCCGUGUGUGUGAGUAUGUUUCCCACAAUGUGUGUGGGAAAGUGUAUUUCUAUGUGGAAUUGUUUUAGGGUGUGUGUAUAUAUACUACCGUUCAAAAGUUUGUGGUCACUUAGAAAUGUCCUUGUUUUCGAUAGAAAAUCAAUUUUUUUGUCCAUUAAAAUAACAUCAAAUUGAUCAGAAAUACAGUGUAGACAUUGUUAAUGUUGUAAAUGGCUAUUGUAGCUGGAAACGGCUGAUUUUUUAUGGAAUAUCUACAUAGGCGUACAGAGGCCCAUUAUCAGCAACCAUCAGUCCUUUGUUCCAAUGGCACGUUGUGUUUGCUAAUCCAAGUUUAUCAUUUUAAAAGGUUAAUUGAUCAUUAGAAAACCAUUUUGCAAUUAUGUUAGCACAGCUGAAAACUGUUGUGCUAAUUAAAGAAGCAAUAGAACUGGCCUUCUUGAGACUAGUUGAGUAUCUGGAGCAUCAGCAAUUGUGGGUUUGAUUACAGGCUCAAAAUGGCCAGAAACAAAUAACUUUCUUCUGAAACUCGUCAGUCUAUUCUUGUUCUGAGAAAUGAAGGCUAUUCCAUGCGAUAAAUUGCCAAGAAACUGAAGAUCUCGUACAACAUUGUGUACUACUCCCUUCACAGAACAGCGCAAACUGGCUCUAGCCAGAAUAGAAAGAGGAGUGGGAGGCCCCGGUGCACAACUGAGCAAGAGGACAAAUAAAAAUGAUUUUCUUUCGAAAACAAGGACAUUUCUAAGUGACCCCAAACUUUUGAACGGUAGUGUACAUCACACCAUGUUUAAUGUGAAUGUCUGCGUGUUCACCAUAGCAUGUUUAUAUGUACUUACACAUUAUUAUGUCACAUGUGCGCUGUGUUUCAUAGCAUGUGACCCCUGAGCAGAUGGUUUAUGUUCAUUCAUAUCUGUGUGUCUGUGUGCUUAAAGUGUGAUGAAGUGUACACACUGUCACUCCUCACACCUUCUCUUACUGCCUUGAUAUAGAACAGGGAACAUUAUAGAAAGCUACGAUAUUAAUGUGUUUGUGUGCGUGCAUGUGUGACACAGCGGGAGAGGGCCGCAGCGAGCUGGACGAGCUGCAGGAGGAGGUGGCCAGGCGAGCGAGGGAGCAGGAGUUACAGAGGAGGAAGGAGAAGGAGAAGGAGGCCGCCAUGGGCUUCAACCCCAGACCCAGCAAGUUCAUGGACCUAGACGAACUACAGAACCAGGGUAAGGCCCCAGACACAGCCCCAGCCCCCAGGCCCAACCUAGAGAACAAUGACUUAUAUUAGUUGUUCUGUUGGAGGCAGCCCUGCCCCACCAUGUGUUUGUGUGUGUGUGUGUCUCUUUAUGUAGCAGGUGUCUCAGUGCUCCAUGUUUAAAGCACCCUGAGUGGGCUGCCUAAUGGGACUGCUGUUUUCCAACAGAAAAGAGCAUUGUUCCCCCACACACACAAUAGGAAGUUUCCUCAUUCAGAGGGUUAAAAUGUGUGGCCGGCCAAUGGCCCAGUCACUGUGUGAAAGGGAGGGAAAAAACAUGUUUGACUGUUUGCUGCAUUUGUAGUGGAGAGAAAUUGGAUGAACUAGUGAGGCUUGUAGCAGUAUUGAGUGAGUUAGGUAAAUUGUGCUAGCCAGCUGCGAUUCUGAAGUGAAGAAAAGUCUGAGUUAACUCAACUCCACAGUGUGCCUUCUUUGUUUUAAAUAGCUUUUUUGGUGUGUUUAAAGAGCUUUGCUUUUGGUAUGCGUGUUCCUUAGGCAAAGGGGACGGCUUUGAGCGGUGUGUGUCGGACGCUGAGCUGCUGCUAGACCAGUCUCUGCGGCUGGAGCAGGCUGGCGAGUUGUCUGCCGCUCUGUCUGUGGUUAACGAAGCUGUGUGUAAGUAGCCUUAACCUGCCUCCCUGUGCCUGCUGCCAGCCCAGCCGCCCCACUAUAACACUGUAUCACCACCUACCUGUCUGUGUCCGUUUGUCUGUCUAUGUGUUUCACCUGUAGUCCUUACCAAUAUUGUGCAUAAGACAGUCAUGCUAACUGCUAGCCAUGAUGCUAGCCAUGCUGGCCAUGAUAAAUAAUUUGAGUUAUUAUGUACUUGCUACAACUGUGAUGUGGUUGUCUCACCCAGUUAUCUUAAGAUGAAUGCCCUAAUUGUAAGUCACUGUGGAUAAGAGCGUCUACUAAAUGACUAAAAUGUAAAUAAAUAUAUACAUUUUUAAUAAUGUGAACGUGAAUGCUACAAGAAGGGUCAUUUUGACCUUUGGUGUGAACUUGAGGGUCCUAUUGGACAAAUAUCUACUUCCAGGCCACAGAGUCACUUGGUUUGAACCAGUCAUAUGACUAGUCUAUACCUGAAAGGUUAAGUUGUGCCACGGUAUUGGCAGAACAAUUGCCGCAAUGCGUGUGCAACACAGUGCUCUAUCGUCUCCUAGCGAUAGUUUGUUACAAAACUCUAACUUUUUAGUGCCCACAACUGUAGCUCUUGUUUUAUCCAAAUCUUAUGACAUUUAUGCUUUCUGUUCAGUCACACCCACAAUAAGAGGCCUGAACCUAAAAUAAAAGCCCAUAAACAUAAGCAGGAGCAGUCUUGAAUGAGUAAUGACAAGGGGAAGGGACAAUUUGGUCUGUCGAAACACACGUUUGGGAAUGCUGAUAAGGUCAGCAGCCCUCUGUCUACCAACCGUCUCUGUCUGAUGAUAAUGAAACGAGGCGAGUUGCCGGGGUGUUUACCCAUCACCGUGGUUACUAGCCUGCCCGCCUGGCAGUGCAGAGAGGGACAGGUCAGGGGUGGAGGGGGGUGGGGAACCCAGCGCUAUGACAACCAUGUCAACAUGGAAGUGAGUCUGUUAGUAUGGUGUGUGUCUCUCUGUCUGUGUUUGUCCACAUUUCCUAGUAUAUCUGUGUAUUGAUGUGACUUUCUCAGUAUCACUGUCUCUGUCGUGAGCGUCUUGGACAUUGAAUGUGUGUUUGAUACUCCUGACUCGUCCACAGAAGAAUGCUCACACACACCCAACUCUUUCUCACACACACACACACUGUUUCCCUUGUCAGACACCCCAGUAAACCCUCGUCCCACAAACCCCAUUUCUCCUUUAAGAUCUACAGCAAGUCAAGUCGAGUACUACAAACAUCUGAACUAAAGAUAUUUCACCAGCUAACCAAGACAAAGAGUUAGAAAAAUUGCUGCUAUAUUUCUCAAUUCAGCUGCCAUGAUACAGUAUGAGUCAAAAUACCAAGGAACAGCCUUUAGUUUCUUCUCAGCCUUCUUAGAUAUUGCGCCUAGGGAAGGGCUCAGUUUAAAACCAUCAAUUUAAGUUUUUUGGCUUAACAUAAUUCACUUUGAUUAAUUUAACGUUAUUGUAUAUGAUUUAACCAUUGUGCCGUAUGAACAGAAUCUUUUGUUAAGAGUCACUGUGGAUCUUAAUUUUAUUUUAAUGUACAACACACACAACAUCCAUGUUACUCACCAAGCGUGGUGCCUGUUUGUGUCCUCCCCCACCCCAAACCCCACCCCUCCCCUCCAAACCCCACCCCUCCCCUCCAAACCCCACCCCCAUUAAGUCUAAUCCUAUGAUUUAGUUUUGUGCCAAGUGUUUUUGCAUGCAUCCCCAUAACUCAGCUCUUUAUUUUCUGCAUUUUUCUUUCUUUUUUUCUUUUCUGCUUUCCUUCCUUUUUUUCGCCCUGUAGCUAAACUCGGGCUUCCCAUGCAUGAGGGCGGUGCUAACACUCAUAGCAGGACAGUGGCUGAGGCCCGGCUGCAAAAGUGCAUGAGGAGAGCGAGGGGCCUGCAGCAGCGCAUGCAACAACAGCAGGAAGACAGAACCCAGCAACAGGAUCAGGAGCAGACAGAGGAGCAGGAUCAGCCCUGUCCCUGUCCCCAGGGGCCCCCCAGGUACCAGCACUGUCUCCUGUCUGUGUCCUGUGACUCCCGUCCCCCAGCUGACCUGCCCUGUUCAGCCCACACCCCUGGCUGAGCUCCUCAUGUGGCUCUGGAAGGAGUGGAACAAGGGAUCACACAGUCCUGGUUUAUUCUUUAACAUGCAAAAUGCCUUGCAUGUAGUAUAGGAAAAAUACCAUUGAUUUGUACGUAGAAGUUGUGUUCAACGUGCAUACAAAAAGUGAGAAAUGCUGUUUCAUUUCAUUUAACCUAGGUUCUUUAAAGUAGGCCUAUAUAUUUGGAGUUUUAACAGUUUGCUGAUGUUAUCCUACAUCCACCCAUUAAUCCAACAUAUUUUUUCCAAACACACAAUUUUACCCUUAUGUUUAAAGAUGUACUAGUAUUUGCUAAUGCCACCUCGUAUUCAGUGAAAAUGUAGCUAGUGCUGCUGUGUUUUGUGGAGGAAGGGUUGUGUGUGUGGGUGUUUACUGUUUAGUCUUGUGGGGGUUGCUGUGAGGCCAGGACCCAGGGGUUCGGUUCUGAGCCAUCCCCUGGGCUAGCCUGUACCAGGCCUAAAGAGUCCAUCUGUUACAGGAACAUGACACACACACCAGUUUUAGACCUAGAACACAAGCUCUGUUUCAGAGCUCAGAAAUGUGAGAGAUGCCUGGCCAUGAUUCACUAACCAGCCCAUAAUAUGAGCCUCUUUCCUCCUCCUUCCUAGUGAACAGCCUGUCCCGAUCAAAAUACUGUUGAUGGACGCCCAGGAGGACCAACCACAAGCAGUCCUGGAAGCCACCAGAAGCACGCCUUCUCCUCUCCAUGUUAAGCCCCUCCCCUCCAGUACAAACUCACUCCUUGAGCCCUCGAGCCACCCCCCUGUCUCUAUGCCCCCAAGCAAUCACACAGGGUCACCCACAGGGGGGUAUGUGGCGAAGGCAAGGGGGAGCUGGGAAGGACUGGAUAUGUCAGGUGUGCUGGAGAACUCCUGCCCUCGUGUGAGACCCCUCCACAAGCACGCUGCCUUCUCCCUGCCUGCCCUGUGUGUGGACGGCUGGGACGAGAGCUAUACUGAGGGAGGCCAUGACCAGCCCCCAGCUCUUCCCAACCACCAGCCAGCUGCAUCCCCGCACUGGAACAGUAUCACCCCAGCCCAGACUCUGCCCACCCCACACCCCCACUCCAGGACACCCUCCCCAGUCAGCCACACCUCAGAGGAAAGGGGCCACGCCAACAUGGAGGAUGCCUACCCCAGACGGCCUUCCCUGGGACCCUCUCAGCCCCCUCCUACCCAUCAGAACCACAGCUCCACUGUCCUGAUCUCCUCCAACACCUCCAGGCUCGGCCCUCCUCCUCCCCCUCCCACCCGGAACUGGUCCGGCUGGAGCCUGGGUCGGCCGGAUGCUAUCGACUCCCCCUUCUACACCCCUCCCACAGAUUCCCACUGUCCUCCACCCGCCCCCAUCCGACCAGGGCGUACCCCAUCCCCAGCGUCUGGGGACUACCGGUCAGGUGCCGCCAUGCCAGUGGAUCACUGGGCAGAGAACGUGACCCGCUUCUACAACUCCCAGCCUGCCCCUGUGGUGGGGUCGCCCUGCGAGGAGCUGUCGGAGCUGGACUCUCUGUACCAGGCGAGCCUGCAGGCCCCCAGCCUGCCCCGGGGCCCACGCGGAGUCAGCCCCCAGCCCACUACGAACAAGCAACGUAAGGAUACUCACCGACCAGUGACCACUGUUAAAAAAAAGAGAGAAGAUGAAUGAGAAAAAUGAAUUGGGUGAAAGUUGUCCACCACUAAUACUGUGUCUCUGUGUUGUAUCUGCAGCUGCUAGGAAGCUGUUGUCUGGGCUGGCUGCACCUGGCCGCUCCAAGACUCCCACAGCCGAGUUAGAGAGACAUGCCUACAGAACGCCAGGCUACACCAGCAGCCCCAGCAGCCCCACACAACACCCCAAGGUCGGCAUCCACAGGGUGUGUGUACGUGUGUGUGCAUAUAUAUGUGUGUGUGUUUGUUGGCUGGUUGUGAGGUUCAAAGCUGUGUGUAGUGAUUUGGUGCAGAUAUGUGAAGGCUGUAUCUGAGUGACGUGUGUGGGUGGAAUGGCAUGUGUUUGUGUCAGCCCCUGUGUCUAUACAUGUAUGUAUUUGUGCGUGCGUGUGUGUGUGUAGGAGGGUUUUUGACACGAUGUGUCUGUUGUUUCCCUGUAGCCUGGGUCAUGUGAGCGACCACUGGGAGAUGACGAGAACUACAGUGCUGAGAACCUCCGCCGCAUCGCCCGCAGUCUGAGUGGCACAGUCAUAGGGGGACGACCAGAACACCUCGCCCCCUCCCGCAGCUUUGUGAGUCACACACACACACACACACUAGUGCUAAGCGAUUCUUUUUUUUGAUUAAACAACUAAUUGACAGAGGGCGGUUCAAUUACUUGAAGUCGCUCUGGAUAACAGCGUCUGCUAAAUGACUAAAAUGUAAUGUAUAUAAAUACCAUUUAGUUAGUUUUUUUGUGAGCUGAACGCGCCGUUUCUCUAGAGAGAAAUCAUAUCAAACACGAGAGACAUCAAAUCAAGAACAAACUGUGGGAUGCUGUAGGGAGAUGUAGUUUUCAAUAGGCAAAUAUUCAUAAUAAUAAAUAAUAUGCCAUUUAGCAGACGCUUUUAUCCAAAGCGACUUACAGUCAUGCGUGCAUAAUUUUUUUUUGUGUAUGGGUGGUCCCGGGGAUCGAACCCACUACCUUGGCGUUACAAGCGCCGUGCUCUACCCCCCUCCUCGGGGCCCUAUCUGGGACGCUCAGGUAACCAUCAGCCCCCUCCACCUCCAGUCAUCAGACCACAGCACCAUCCUGGCCCUAUCAGAAGUCCUAGUUCAGUGCAGAAAACGUUGUAUUUAACUACAAUGACCAGAAUCCAUUGCGCUUGUCUUCCCGGCCCCACACAGAGGAACGUACACAACACAGCGACGAGAGGGAUAGACACAGUUUGUGACUCGAGGUAGCUCUACCAGAUUGGUAGUUGUAGCAGGCUUGAAACCUUAUCUAUGCUGAAGAACUACUAAAAUAGUGAUUUCGCCAGACAGCUCUGCAGCAUGGGCAGCUUUGGCAAUCCAACGAUCACGGGCUACCCUUUUCGAGCCAACUAGCUAAAUAGUAUGACUCGUUGGGGAGCAGAUAGAUAACGUUAGAUGGUGGUCUGGCUGUCUGGCUGCUACUGCCUGACAGCCAAACAACCAUCUAAUAUAAUCACAACUGAAAUAUUUAAUUUAAGUAAUGUUCUUAGUAAGUGAUAAGCAGUAAUGGGCAGUCACUACCAUCAUGGGACUUUUAUUAAUUGUUUUUAUUCUAUGUUGUUAGAGACAGUGGAAUGUUUUCAUUGUUUAGCUUUGGAAUUUAAAUUAAAAAUCUCUAAAAUAAUUUCAAGGUCAUAUUUCAUAAUGCAUUUAAUGUAAAAAUAAUAAAAAAAUAAAAAAUGUUUUAACCGAAUUCGAAAAACUUGAUGAUUUUUUACAAACCGAACCCACUUCAAAAAACACUAAUCCCUCAGCACUAACACACACACACACACACACACACACACACACACACUGUGCAUAUGUCAUACACACAAACACAGAGCCUUACACGCAAUCCUCAGUUCCUGACUGGGGAAGGCCACAGCUGUCACUCCCACUCAGUGCUGUCUGUGUUACCUUUGGUGAGCACAUCAUUACAUCAUCAUGUACCUCAUCAUCAUCACACCUCCCUCCCAGUGGAUGUGAUUGUUUCAUACUGUCAUACUGCCAUCUGGUGUUCACAUAAUGUAUCUGCAGUGCUGUGCUGUGAUGGAGCCCCUAGUGGUGUGAUCUUCACUCAGCAAAAUGCCGGAGGCGGAAUCUAUAAAUGAUUAAUAAAUCAUUUAGUUCAUCCAUUAAGCUUUUAACCUUGUGUUCAGCUUACAUUCUUUGGCUGAAGAACAAAGGCCAGCACUAGACAUGGCACUGUUGCAUUAUAUGAAUAGAUGGUGAGGUUUGUGCUGCCAUUGAAGUGCUGACUGUUGUUUUCGUUUUGUUUUCGUUUGUGGGUCAGCCGUCCCUUGUCAACCUGUUUUUAACUCAUCUGUCUUCCUCUCAUCCUCCUCUCCUCUCCUUUCUACCUCUCAACUGCUGGGUGGAAAUCUCUCUCUUUCUCUCUCUCAAACUGAACCUCGUUCUUUCUCUUUAAUAAAAAAAAAGGAGACCCCAGUUACCAGGAUGCCAAAGCAUGCGGACCCCCGAGUCACCGCACGUCACCCUAGCACGUCCUCCCUGCACCUCCCUCCCUCCUCCACCCACCUCUCUCCACCCGAGCACCAACACCAAUACAUCCACAACAACCACCUCUACAACCCCCCAGCAAUGUCCCAGCACCCCCCUCAGCAGGCAGCGCGGCCCCCCUCCUCGGGGCCCUAUCUGGGACGCUCAGGUAACCAUCAGCCCCCUCCACCUCCAGUCAUCAGACCACAGCACCAUCCUGGCCCUAUCAGAAGUAGAUCACAUUACACUCUCGCUUUGUCUGUUAUCCCUUUCAUUGUCUCUAUAUGUCUGGCCACACUACAGGGUUUAGGCGAUUCCAUACCAGCGGUAGCAGAAAAUAUUUUCGGUAUCCCAGAUUGUUCAGUCAAUUCUCACAUAGAAACUUCAUUGGGAGGAAGGAUGUUUGACAUGCUUUUUACAUGUGUAUCACAAACCAUUUUUAAGACUUAAUGAUCUGUGAACCGUACAUGAUACAGACAACAUAUUGAUGUCAUUAUGCUCCUUAUAGUGUGCUCUAACAUAUGGAGUAUGUCUAGAUUCUGAAAUAUGCAUUUCCACAUUAAUUUAUUCAACAUUAAAAAUAUUAAUAUGAAUAUCUCAAAACUACCCUUUUGGAAAGAAAGUGUGACAGGGGACAGGAACAAAUUGACAGAACUCUUUGAUUGUAUAGUGUGUUUUCCACUGUGCCUGUACUGAAAUAGCUAGUGCUCUGCUUUGUUCUAAUAAUGAUCUGCCCCACAGGAGAUCACCAGAAGGGAGACCAGUUUCUGGCUGUGUUUGACCGGGGUGAAGCUUUCUCCCGUGAAAACUACCACAGUGUUGCACUGAGCUACGGCACGCUGCCGCGGGCACCUCGCAGGGUACCUCCUUCUGGGUCAUCCUCUCUCCCCCAGCCCAGGGAAGGACGCAGCCCCGGCCCUGGCCCUGGGUACUACAGCCGCCCAGACACGGGCUACGCCACCCUCUCCCACCCCCGCCGUUCUGCCCCCCCUAGUGGCACCAUUAACGGCUACAGGCAGCCCCCUCAACCAAGCAGGAUCAACGGAACCCUACCCAUCCGCCUACCUCCCCAACACCACCCAGCUCACCACCGGCUGUCCAGCGAGACCUCCACCCAGCCCCUCCGCCUGGACGUACCCCCGGAUGUUGACUGGAGGACUCCCAACUACAGGAUGGUACCACCAUCCAUGCCCAUGCGGGACGCCCACCCCCUCCAUCAGCCCACCCAGAAGCCUGACCAACCCCGAAUGAGGGCAACAUCCCGCGGCCCCGGUAGUGCCCCACUUUGUUCCCUGUGCCAACAGCUGCCCACCGAGCCCUCCUGCCACUACUGCCAGUCCUGUGGGGCCUACAUGGCCCGCUUCCGGCAUGCCAGCUGA
Coregonus sp. 'balchen' is the source of this 61092-nucleotide messenger RNA. The record is from the annotation of a GenBank genome assembly. Lineage: Eukaryota; Metazoa; Chordata; Actinopteri; Salmoniformes; Salmonidae.